This is a messenger RNA of Pelobates cultripes (western spadefoot toad), 88185 nucleotides long. Lineage: Eukaryota; Metazoa; Chordata; Amphibia; Anura; Pelobatidae. The record is from the annotation of a GenBank genome assembly.
CCCGCCCCAAAGUGCUGCCAGGCGAGGAGGAGCCCUAUGUUAUCAUUGUGGGCGGUGGAAGGGGCUUUCUCUCUAAUGUAUAGGGGAGUUUCCAGGAAGUGCAGUGGCCAUAUUGGAUCUCAUUGAGAUCUAGCAGCAGGGAUUACAUCAAUUCAGUAGAAUACAGCUCAGGAGACGGCUGGGGAUUUGAAACAUUUAAGCAUUCCAUCAUGGCUGCCUGUGAUAUAGAGAGAGGAGGGGUAAGUACCCCUAGAGCAACAUUGCCCCCUUUCAGGGGCAAUCAUGGGCAUGGCUGGCAGGGCUGCAGCACACAGAAUGUGUCCAGCACACCUUGGGCAUUGGCAGGCUGCAGUACAUGGGGCUCACUGGGAAAGAACAGUUCUGUAGAAAGUGCUAACUGUGGAACAGUAACCAUGGAAACCUAUGGAAUGUUCUUUCUGAUUGCUCCACAUUUAGAUUACUAUUAUUUAUUUAUUUUUGCCAACCAGUGUGAAUCGGUAUACAUGUUUAGGUCCCAUUGAUUCAAGAUAUCAAACAGUUUAUUAUGAAUGGGAAAGUUUCUCUGCCAACAGCAGCAAGUUAGCCAUUCUGUCUGUUACAGUUAAAAUGAUAUCUUUUUAUAAUCUACCACUCCUCACUGGGCCAGAUCAAAAUAAGGCUCUGCCAAUCAGUGAUGGGGCAUUGCAUUGCUAUCUUGUAGAUAAGGCUCUGCCAAUCAGUGAUGGGGUGAUGGGGCAAUGCAUUGCUAUCUUGUAGAUAUAUCACUGCUCAGGCCGUCCUGCAUUUCAGCAAUAUAAAUACUAAUUCUAUAUAUUUUCUUUAUUUGGGUAUUUUACUGAAAUAUAAAUGUGCUUUGUGAAUCCUAUUUUUAUUUGAGUUUCAAGUGAAAUAUGAUGUAUAACUUUUACAAUCAAUAGUGAUGUGACCUCUAUGGCAGGCAUUCUUUUAAAUGUGCCUAAAAAUAUUGUUUAGUACUGUCUUUAAGGCAGUCCCUUAUAAUAUUUCAGUAUUUAAAAAAAAAUAUAUAUUCCAUUAACUGGAAGGUUAUGCCAUUUGUAUACAUUUUUCAAAACUUUAUUUUUUAAAAUAUUUUUAUGGUGUGCGUUUACAAUGUUUUUUGUUUUAUUUUUUGUCAUGUUACAAAAAAGUAAUUGUGUUUUUGAAGCACCCAAAGGGUUAAUCGCUACUCAUUUUCAUUGCUGGUCAUUCAGAUGCCUGCCCUGCUAUGUAAAUGAAGGGUGUCUCACUCCAGCUCAGCUUUCUUUUUGUUGAUGCCACUUUUGCCAGCCAGCUGUUUGACAGGAGCUUUGGACUUGGCUGCCUGUUUUAUUCACUCUGCCUAGCUCAGCAAAGUCUCCCCUGCACAAUGCACUGCAUAAUGUGUGGAAUUUCAAUAACAAAAGCUGUAACAAUUAAAGCUUAGUGGAUGAAGGACCAUCAUUGGGGAACCUAAACUGGAUUAACCUGUUAAAUGUAACUUUAACUGAAGAUUUAAUUGGUAUAAAUUGCUUAAAUGGCAAACCAGUUGGGUGGUGAACAUUUUUAAAUGUUAGUUGCUAAGGUAUGAAUUGUUGAGAAUCCAAAGUGCAUUUCAUAUAUAGGCUAAAUUAGCAGAAUGGAAAAUAUUCUUCAAGUCAGUUAGGUCUUUAGAUUGACCGACUGUUUUACCUAAAUUUGGUAUCUGCUGUGAAUUCCUCACAAUUCAUCAUUUAUUGAAUAGUGAUGUUUGUGUGUCUUCCCUAUCUUUUUAAAGUUGCCAUCUCUCUUACCCAUGUCAUGGACACUCCUGUGUCUCAUUUCUUUUUUUUCUAAUCACUCUGGGGAUUAUUCAUAAACUGAAUUUGGAAACCUUGAAAGUCGAUUUUGCAAAGGAAGCAGGGGCAGGAAUUUAUUUAAAAAAAAAAUCAAAAAAAAAAAAUCAGCCAAACCUGGAAUUGACUAUGGAUUUGGAUAUUUUAGUCUAAAAUUGCAGAGCUAUAAAAAAAAAAAAAAAAUGCUGGUUUUGAUAUUUCCAUUGACAGUUGCUGUGGAUCCUCUCUACUUUGGCCUAUGUUUUGCAGUUAGUUUGUAGUUGCAACAAUACAUUGUUACAUACCCAAUAUUAUGUCAGCGUUUGCAAAGUUUUGUUCUGCAACUUACUCUGGUGUUCAGUUGCGUGAAGUUAUUUUAUUUAGUCUGGAAGAGCGUUCUGGGAGUUAUAGACCAGAAGAAUCUGGGCGUCCACAAUUUGAAUGACUUGCUUUAAGACACAAUCUUUGAGUGUUUGCCUGUACGUGAUGAAGGUGCCAUUGCCUUUCUAGUGAUUGCAUUUGACAGGUAUGCUUGUAAUGCAAUUGACAUGUAUGGUUUUGCAAGCUCCUUUUUGACAGCACUACGGGCUGUUCCCUAUUCCUUGCGCCACACUUGGCUGAAGUGUUUAGCAGAACACUGUAAUUUCUGCGUUCCCACCAAAUUCUACAUUCUGCCUUUUCCUUGUUCUAUUUAUAAUGUGGCAUUACAUUGUAGCAAGGCGCGUCACACAUUCUAUUGCUUGGUGUCUGUGAGAAGAUGUCAUGGGAGUGGGAGGCCUGAGGCUUUUUUUCAGUGUAACGCCUGACCUUCUGGUUUUACAGGAGGUAAACUGGCAAAACUUUAUCACUAAGGGAACCUGUAGUAUAUAAUCUGUGUAUAAAAGGAUUGAAUAUCUGUGAAUGUCAGACAAGAAUGAAAUUCUAGCAAUUGUUGGAGGCUAGACCUUUAUACCAGUUAAUUCAUUGUCAGCUGUUUUGAGAAUCUUAAGGUCAGUGAAGGCUAACCCUUGGCUUCUCAAAUGUUUUCCAUCAUACUUGACUACUUUUGAGGGCUCAUGCUUAGCCAUCAAUAGAGAUGUUGCAAACUGUCUGCCGAACUGUCCGCCGGCGAACAAUAGCGUGUUCGCGUUGGGCGAACAUAUCCGAUUUCCGGUCCGCCCCCUAUACGUCAUCAUUGAGUAAACUUUGACCCGGAACCUCACAGCCAGCAGACACAUUCCACCCAAUCAGCAGCAUACCCUCCCUCCCAGGAAGUGUCUGCUGACUGUGAGGUUCCGGGUCAAAGUUUACUCAAUGAUGACGUAUAGGGGGCGGACCGGAAAUCGGAUAUGUUCGCCCAACGCGAACACGCUAUUGUUCGCCGGCGGACAGUUCGCGAACAGUUCGGCGAACAGUUCGCGACAUCUCUAGCCAUCAAUCAUUUAGGCCAGGGGUAGGCAACCUUUUAGCAGUACUGUGCGGAUAUAUAGGAUUGUGAUGUCCCAUAGCGUAGCCGGUCCUAUUUUUUUAAAUUGAGGUGUGUAUGCUGCCGUAUUCUGCUUGUUAUUUUUACUGCAGUUGCUUUGCAUCGUUGUAUUUGUGCAUAUAUAAGCUAUUAUAUUGUAUAUGUUCAUUAGUAUUUUAUGGUAUUGUGUAUGAUACAUAUGAAUAUGGGCUGUGUAUGAGGGUUGCUUGUGGAAUUUUGUGUGUGUGUGUGUGUGUGUGUGUGUGUGGAUGGAUAUGUCACAUUGUGUGUUUGGUAGUGUGUGUGGGCUGUUUGGGGUAUUGCAUGUGACAUUGUGUGCAUGUAUUUGGAUUGUUAGCGGGUUACGUUUGUGCAGAUUGUGUGUAUGUUUGUGUGUGGGGGCUGCUCGUAUUAUUUGUAUAAGGGGAGGGUUAUUCUUCAUUUCUCUGUUAUGAAUGUAAAUUAGUGAUAGUAAAAUGUCUAUUUACUGUGUAUACCUGUAUUCAAUAUCUACUCAAAAUGGCUGCUAGAGCACCCCCUCCCACCGACUAACUACCUCGUGUAACAAGAUGGCGCCUACAUCCGGAGUAAAAUCCUGGGAUGAUGGUGACAUCACGCCUCGUAGGAUGUGCAUUAGAUAAGACACUUUAACACCUAACCAAUUAAAGAUGUAUUCUCUCUGUUAUCUACAUUUUUGCAUAUGAUGUAUUUUUGCCUUUUAUAAGGGGCUUGCCGCCCCCUGAGUAAACAUUCCAAAGUUUUUCAUUAACCUGAUACCUGUGUCUCAGUGUAAUUUACUUCAGAGCGUGCACGCAUUUAUUUUAACAAUUUGGAAAGGAGCAGAUACUCAAAUAAACACUUGGUUUGAUCCACAAUAUCUGUGUAUAUCUAGCAGUAUGGUUGGCUUCCCUGGGUUCCAGUGGGGACCAGGCUGGCCUGGUACAGGUCAAAGACAGAAGCUGCAACAGCAAGGAAGUGAUCUGAGAUCAUUUCCUCUAUGUGCUGCAAUUCUUAAAUUGAGGAUUGUCCUUCACCACCUUUUCGUAUUAGCAGAUAUUUGAAGUUUUACUGGGACUCCGAUAGACCAGAGCCUGUUUGGCUCUAGCAGCCUUGAGUGCCGUGGAAAGACACCUUCAGUGCCGUGCAUGGCAUUAGUGCCGUAGGUUGCCUACCCCUGGUUUAGGCAAUCAAACAUCUGCAUACCACCUGGAGUUACCGGAUACUUGGUUCAUGAAGCAGGAAGUGACUGUGUGUUCAGAGCCAAUCCCAGGCUCUCUUUUUGUUUGUGGUGAGAUUGCUGAGCAUUCCCAUAAACCAAUGCAUUUGUAGAUUGGUAAUUUUAAAGUUCCAAAUAGCAUUCACAGCCUGCCGGUAAAAGUGCAAUAAUCUCAGUAUACAGCGAAACACGCCAACCUGAGAAAUACAUGUUUUUUAAAAAAAUUUUUUUAUUUCUUUUCUUUUAAAAAGUGCAAAUGUGAGUGGUUACAAAAACGUGAGUGUGUGAAUAAAAGUCACUGAAAAAUAUUAAUUGCUAGGUUUUUUUAAAAUUAUUUCAUUGGUAUGUUAGAUCACUGCUAGCUUAAAGGGACACUAUAGUCAUCAAAACACCUAUAGCUUGAUGAUACAGUUUUUGUGUAUAGCUCAUGCUUCUGAAGUAUCACUGCAAUUUAGGAGUUAAAUCACUUUUGUUUCUGUUUAUACAGCCCUAGCCACAUCUUCCCUGGCUGUGACUCACCACAUGAAAAAAGUUUAUCUUUAAAUCAGAUGUAACUUUAAAAGUUUUUUUUUUUUUCUCCUGUUCUGUAAAUUGAACUUUAAUUACACACAGGAGGAUCCUGCAGGGUCUAGCAAGCUAUUAACAGAGAAGGACAUAAACAAACUUCUGCAUUAGACAGAAUUUGCAAUAAAGGAAGUGUAAACAUUAGAUGUCUCUUUACAGGAAGUGCUUAGGAAGGCUGUGUAAGUCACAUGCAGGUAGGUGUGGCUAGGGCUGCAUAAACAAAGGGAUUUAACACCUAAAUGGCAGAGAAUGAGCAGUGAGUCUGCAGGGACAUUAUCUACACCAAAACUUCUCCAUUAAGCUAAAGUGGUUUUGAUGACUGCAGUGUCCCUUUUUAAUUUUUUUAUUUUUUUUUAUUUUUUUUAUAGUUUAGAACCAAACCACUUAUUCUUUGUGGCAGCAUUGAAUGAGAAGUGUAUUAAACAGGUGAGCAUACACGUUAGUCAGCUUCCUGUUUAUACAUUAAUUUACAUGCUAUGCCACAUCCUACAAUGUCUGCUAGGUAAGUGACUGCUUUAUGAAGAUGAUUUUAUAAUGGUGAAAGUAUCUCUAACACAGGCAUGUGUUUUUCUCUCUUUUUCUUAUAGUUUUAUUGAUUUAACAGCUGUAUCAUUAUUUAGUGGAACUGUCACUUGUGAGGUCUCUUGUAUUUCCUUUCUAUUUGUUGUUUUUUAUUUUUUUAUUUUUGUUUUAUUUUUCUAGUGCACAUUACAUACAGUCUUGAGGUGCCCCAACAGCAAUCCUCAGGCUUAUCAGCAAGUAGUACAACUGGGGUAUUGGAAGAUGCAUGCACAAUUUUAUAAUAUAAAGAACAUGUAGUUAUGUUGAUUUAAUGCUAGAGCGAGUAGAUAUGCUUAACUAGCAAUGUUAGAACAAAUAGGUAUGUGAUGAAGGCAAACAAACUAUGAGUAGCUCGAGUAGUACCACUGGGUGCUCACAGGACGGUUGGUUAAAGCAAACCAAACCAUGAUUGUCUGCAUAAAAAUAAGUAACAAUUCACUGUGGAGCCAGCGAGUGGAAGGCAAGUGUGCCGGCAAGAGACAUUGUACCUGAUCAGCCUAUGCCCCUCUGGGGCAGGUCACAUUCCCAUAACGGUGAGUCAGCCACUGAGCACAUUAGCCCCAAUGAAGGACGAGAGAACAGUAGAGUGGAGCGUGGGAAUAUGUGGAGCAGGAGCCCCUGCAGGACUGGUGGUAAGCUGCGAGUGGUAGGAGAUGGCAGCAUGUGCCCUGGCCUUCUCCGCCUUCCAUCAGACCCGUGUAGGCAGCACCCCAAGGUUAAGUAUAGUGACAGAGGGCAGUAGCAAAAAAAUAUAUAUUUACAUGAAACCGGGUCCGUGUGGACCAAUAGAUCUUUCAAAUUUAUGCCCGUUGUUGUUGUUUUUUUUUUUUUUUUUUUUCCUUAAAACAAUGGGGCAAUAAUGUCCUUCAGACGCUUGGAUCAGUAGUGUACACCGUCAACAAUUCUGCUUGGUUCCUUAUUGUGGCACUUCUCAAGUGCUUCGUUCAGUAUCUUGGAUCUGUAUCCUCUCUGUCCGAAUCUAUCCCAUGUUGCAAAAACUUGCUGUUCUGCCACAUCUGGGUCUGAAUUGUUCCUGUAUAGUCCUUCAAAAAUUGUGACAAAGGCAGUGAAGCCUUGACGUGCGGAAGAUGGAAACUGCUUGCUUGUAGUAAUGUAUUGCGAUCUGUCGGCUUGCUUUAUAAUGUAUGUUUAAACUGGCUCCAGAUCUUUCAGUUCUCCCAUCAAGGAAUUCCAUGACUUAAUUGCUGCAUUUUGCAGUAAGUUGUACUGGCGAAAUCCUCCAUAAAAAUGUCAUCUAUAAACCUCAAUUAUGUCUGCAUAGGGGGUCAAAAUGUGCUCUUAUUCGAAACAAUACAUUUAGCCAUUGGCAUACAUGGGUGCCAUGCCUGCACGGAUGGAUGUGCCCAAGAUUUGUAGAAACCACCUGUUCUCAAAACAAAAAUAGUUGUGGGUAAACGUUAAUUCCAAUAACUCCAACACAUCAAUUGAUGAACCUUAAAAUGUCUCAUUGCUUCAAUGCCAUCCUGGUGGGGUGGAGUAUAGUGUACAAACUGUUUACAUCACAUGUUAACAGAGUUACAUCUUGAUUUAGCAGUGUGAUGGUUUUUAAAUGGAUUAUCAAAUCACCUGUAUAAUGCAAGUUGGCUGUUGUUGUUAUAUGGGCUUUUUGAACAAAUAAUUCAGCCACGUUGCGACAGGUUCUAUUAUGCCUCUUUUUGCAGACACAGUAAGGGAUCCAGGGAGAUUUUUGAGUCCUUGUUUACGUUUGGGAUACAAUAAUUUACCCACUGGUGUUCUUGGGCUAUGUUUCUACAAAAGUUUAAACAGAUCUGAGAUGUGACCCUUGUCUAACUCACUCUGCAAGACUCCUCCAAAAAUAGCCAUCGGUAUGAUAGUGAGGUCUCCAGGCUCCCUUUAUACCUUGUUUUAGGGCUUAUCCCUGGUAUUUUCUAUAGUUUUGAACAACUAUUCCUACACCCUUGUCCACCCCUCUAAUCACUAUACAGUAGUGUUGUCUUACAAAGAUUUUAUUUUUUUCCUUUCUCUGUUGGUGAUGUCAGAAUUGAGGGGUUGCUUUGAUUGUUGUACUUGUGUAGUCUCUCUUUGUACUGAAUUAAAAAAUGUUUUGAUAGAUUUGGCUGUGGAUCAAACAAAUUAUUUGGUUGAAAUUGCCUUGUUUCUUCUCUCUCCAGGAGAUUUACCAUUGGGGGAAAAAAAAAAAUCAUUAAGUCGUAGUGACCUUUUUAAAUCUAUAUAAACCCACUUCCCAUUUAAAUGCGUAUGGUUGCACCGUAGGUACUUAUAAUCUCCUCUGCUCAAUAGUAAAAAUUCUUCUUUAUCAAGGUAACUGGAGAACAAAUUGAAAACAAGCUUUAUUUAUUGUGUCUAGUGGAUGACUUCUUGCCCCGGUACACUUUGACUCUUCUCUCUCUCUUCUUGUGAAUCGUCUGUCUGUCUGUUUUUCAUCUCUCUUUGAAAUGGGUUUGGGUGGUCUGUCCUGCGAUAACAAGGUGUUUCUAGAAUACUCCGGUUAUUGCAGUGGCUGUUGUUGUUGGCUGCUCUGCUGAGCAUGUAUCUUAAGUUGAUUCUCUGGAGGUAGCAUAGAUGGUAAACUGGGACUGGUUUUCUUAUACGUCUUUGUUUCAUGGCUGUGGUCUAUUUGUCUCUCCCCACAGCCAUCUAUAGACUUUCUAUUUAUUAAUUAUUAUUUUUUUUAAAUAAUAUUCCUUCACUUUCUACUGGUUUUUUUUUAAAUAUUUUUUUUAUUUUAUUUUUUUAAAGCAUGUAAGAUCAGUUUUCUAUGGAUUCACCUUUUAUUACAGCUUCAGUAUUGUAGAAUUGUCCUCUCUUUUGUUUAAUAGCACUGCAUGUUAAUUUUGCAUUAAUUUGUUUGUGUAUUAAUACCAGAAAAGAUGGACCAGAAUAGUAGGGUUGAGGGCUCUGCUCUAUGAGCUUACAUGAUAGAGGGAGUGAGGGUAAAGUGACACACAAAGUAAGGGUAGAGUAGAAAACUAUUCUUGCUCGAAUAGUAUUCACUGAUGGCUUGAGUCUGAUGAAAGAAUAGUAAUUAAUCUGAAAUGUUGAUACUUCUCCAGCCACUGCCAAUAUGUCUACAUGAAGGAGAGCAUUCAUAUAUAGUGUAACAACCCUUGAUCAGUUAAAUUAAACAUAGCAAUUGAUACUUCCUUCUAAUAUAUGUGUGUGUGUGUAUGUAUAUGUGUGUAUAUAUAUAUAUAUAUAUAUAUAUAUAUAUAUAUAUAUACACACACACACAUUUUUUUUAACCUUGGCCACAAGAGGUUAAAGGUCACUCCAAUGGACCUUACUGGGUUGCUAUUGAAUUGUAUAUGCAUUGUGGCACACUGUUUACGUAAAACCAGCUCCCACAGGGUUAUUCACUAAAGUGAAUUUAAAAUUUAAAGGGCUACGCCAACUUUUUUUUACUUUUUUCCAUUAUUGUUUAGUAUUCCCCGCUCCAAACGCAAAAAUAAUAAAAAAUACGUUAAAAUAUUACUGAAUUCGGCGCUCCCCGUCUGACGUAAUGGCAACCGUUGCAAGGUCUACUCAGAGGUUGGAAUGUUGAACCGGCUUAGCCCAUGUGCGUGCUCUAGGGAGGGAGAGAAGGUGGGAAGGCGGUAGGAAAAAAUGUAAAAAAACUUAGGGUAAAGGGUAGUGUGGAGGACUUCAGUGAAGGAGGGAGGGCAGACAAGCAUAAGGUAAUUACCACUGUUACCAGCGUGCAGUGCGCACUGAAAAUGGAUGUGUUCAUGGCUGCCAAAGUCACGUGUGCUGGGGAUGUAACUAACCUCUGGCACAAAAGUGAAAAUAUCUCCGCAUGUGCAGUGUUUCAAUCUGAAAUGCUGCAAAUACAGAUUUCAACCACCAUGACCGGUUCUGAAAGCAGAAAUGCCAAACUGGAAAUAUUUCUAAGCUCUGCUUUCAGUUCAGCUACUCUGGCUUUAAAUGUACACACGUUUUUUAAAUUUAUAUUUUUGUACGUUUCUUACUUUAAUGAAUAACCCGGCCAGUACUACAGAACUCAUAGCUUAUUUUUGUAUAUAAUUAUGUGUAUGUUUACGAAUUAAUUCUCACACAUGUCUGUAUAUUUGUAAUGCGUUAUUUUUUUGUAGUGACUCUGGCUACCUAUAGAAAUUAAUUUUAUUUUAUACUCUGGAUUUUUGAAAGCUGCACAUUCCUCUGGAUUUAACUGUGUCUGUUAUGCUAACUUCUUGCAUAAACAAUCUUUCUAAUUUAUCAUGCACAAAAAAAUGUUUGCCUCUAGCAUCAGUUCUUGACAUUCUUUCAUGUCAAGCUUGGUAAAGCCCCCCAACCCCGGUUAAGAAAAAUAAAAUAAUUUCAGACACGUCGGCGAUAUACUGUAUUCCUGGUUUGUAUUGUCCUUAAAGCGACAGUAAAAAUAUCUUUUGUUUUAUUCUAGUCUCCCUCUCCACUGGUUAAAGUGUGUGUGUGUUUUUUUUUUUUUAAGUUUGUUACGAAUUAAUAGUACAGUUCACAUAUGUUAAAUUCUGCAGAAUUUGCUGGUAUCGUAUAAAUGUCUUUGCAAUAAGUAAAUGUCAAAAAUUCUGAUUUAUAAAUGUAUCUACCCCCAAAACACAGCAAAAAAUAAAACCCAAUUAGUUUGCCUUAAAAAUGGCCAUCAAAAAGCCAUAAGUUAUAAUUUCGUGGAUCCUUACUGCUGAUUUCUCAUUGUUAUGCGCCAUUGAGUUGUCAGACUGUAUGUGUUUUUUCUGGCUAUUAAAAUGCCAAGAUAUGGUUGUGAUAGUUUUGUGAAUAUGUAGCAUCUCUGACACGUGUAGCGGGAAAUUAGCAUUGUUCUUUUGUAUUGAAUAGCAAACGCUAUCCUGAUUAUUCACAAAACUGCUAAAUUUUAGGAAUUGCCCAGAAAAUUGAAACUUUCAAGGCAAAAGAGCCAAGAUAGUUGAUCUGAAAUAAAUAGAGUUGUCAUGGGCCCGGCAGUCCCAGGCCCCACAUUUUCUCUCUGCACAUAUAUAUUUAUAUAGCGAUGAUUGAUAUAUAUAUAUAUAUAUAUAUAUAUAUAUAUAUAUAUAUAUAUAUAUAUAUCUCUAUCUAUCACUCACAGGUCUUCAUCCAAAGUCUGGUUUAUUCUUUAGUGCAAAUUACAUGUGCAAAUAUUUAAACAAUCAACGUUUCGACCCCCUCACAGGGGUCGAAACGUUGAGUGUUUAAAGAUUUGCACUAAAGAAUAAACCAGACUUUGGAUGAAGACCUGUGAGUGCUCCUUAUAUAUUGAUUUGUGUGUGUUGCUAAGGGCCCCUGGCUCCCUGUACUUGCAGAGGGGACCCAGCCGACUGCAUCUGUACUUUACAGAUCUUCCCUCUCUCUCUAACUCCCGCAAGAUCCACGGCUGUCAGAGCGUUGCCACGGGUUACCAUGGCAAUGCUCCGCGCGGCACGCACGCCACGCUUGCGGGAGUUAGAGAGAGGGAAGAGCUGUAAUGUGCUCCUGCAGUCUGCUGGGCCCCCUCUGCAAGUACAGGGAGCCGGGGGGCACCACCAUGCCACUGGACCCCCAGCCUCAGCCAUAUAUCUGGCUCGAGAUGUUCAUAUUAUCGGACCACAUGCCAACUCUCUGAAAUCACUGGCCACCUUUCAGCCUUCCCCUGGCUGGCGGAGUAUGAGGGGAUCGGAGUCCACAAGUGAUUGGGUGCCAAAGGUUAGAACAUCACUGCUGCAACCACCAUAUACCAUCACGAAUCCAUGCUGAAAUCUUUAUUCCCUAUCCUUACUUAACCAUUUCAUGCCUGGAGUCUGUGUAACAAUAUGACUGCUAAUCAUGCUGACUCUCAUAGUUGAACUCUGCAGUGAUGGGUCAUUGUGUAGGAAGUGGUUAAUCGGCAUCUACUGUACAAUCCACAAAAAUGUGGAGCGCAGCUCUAGAUGGCUCUGCAUUAGAUCAUUUGUGACACCUGUCCUGGCUGUCAGUGUACACAGUGCUGGUUCUGUGGGAGAUGCUCUGUUUUGGAAUGCCAUUAACCCUCUGCUAACUGUAAUGUAAGGGAUGCAGGCCAAACCAGAAACCAUCUCUUUAAAAUAACCAUCUCUGUUCUAAAUUACUAAAUAAUUAAUAAGCAAUGAUAGCAGGGAUGGAAUCUCCCCCUCCCUGAACCACUGACACCCUGCACUCGCUACACUGACGCACACCCUGCACUCGCUACACUGACGCACACCCUGCACUCGCUACACUGACGCACACCCUGCACUCGCUACACUGACGCACACCCUGCACUCGCUACACUGACGCACACCCUGCACUCGCUACACUUACAACCUGUUUUCACGGUACACACACUACAUCCACCACACAUUCAAACACUCUGCAUUCACUAUACAGAGACACUGCGUCUAAUACACACACAACAUCCACUACAGACACUGCAUCCACUAAACACAUUGCGUCUAAUACACACAAACACUACAUCACUGUACACACACUACAUCCAAUACACACAAACACUACAUCCACUACACUAACACACUCUGCGUUCACUAUACACACUGCACCCGCUACACACACACACUCUCUGCAUUCACUGCACAAACAUUAUCUAAUACACACAAACACUACAUCCAUUACACACAUUCUAAUUAACUUCCACUAUACACACCACAUUCAGUCGUGCAUCACUGACAGCGGACUAGGUAGGAGACCUGUGGGCGAACUCGUGCUUUGUCAGGGGCCCCAAAAUUUCUGAUGACAGCCCUGGUGAGGAGGUUACCAUGCGGACAGGCUGCGUCACAGGUGUGGAGGAGUAUCUGGGGGUUUACGGGUGGCACAGUCCACCACUGACCAUACCCUUGGGGAAUUGCAGAAGGGUUAUCAAGACCUAAUUUCCCGGGUGGAUGUGUUGGAGGAAAGAACCAGGACAAGGAAUCUUCAAAUUUGCGGAAUUCUAGAUCAAAUUAGAACAGUAGAACUUCCUUGUCAUUUCUGAAGAUCAAUUUUUUUUUUUUUUUUUUUUUUUAAGUUUUUUGCUUUUAAAUGGCAGUGGAGAGUCAUAUACAGCUUGCUUAGGUGGCUAAGGGUCCCCUGGAAGCCUCCAAGGAUGUCUUAAUGACAUUUUAAAUAGAGGCUGAUAAGUGAGAAAUAUGCCAGCUAUGUAUUAUGAACUCUCGCAGUUAUCCCUUUUUUUGGGAUCUAUUACAGGACACUAUUCAGUGGCAUAGGGCUUUUCAUCCAAUUACUAAUUUCUCUGGGAAAGGGAGAUACCAUACACCUAGGGGCUAUGCAGGCUCCAAGCAGCUGGAGCUUCUACAUGUUUCAAAGCCUUGGGGUUGCCCACUGACAUUUAUUUAUUUAUUUAUUUAUUUUUGCUUUCUCAAUCUCUGCACUGCUUGGAUACGGCACCAACAGUUCCUUCCCCCCCACCCACCCCCACAGCUAACACCGGCAAAGUAAUCAUCUUACCCUGGACAAGAGUACCUUCCGGACUGGUUCCAUUAGUGCCUUGCACCAUUUUGUUUUUGUGUGUAUCUUGAGUUAUAGUAAAUUUUAUGCCCUUUUCAGUUCAUACUUGUUACAGUACUUCUUGCGAUGUUUACGGUUCACAUACCAGUAGAAUUCAUGUCCCCCACUGCGUAUUAUGCUCUUUAUGUGGCUGUUAAAGAAGCAGACAUCAUUAUAAUUGUAGCACUUACGCUUUCCUCUUAUUGCACCAUUGUAGUGAGCUAUGUUUGUUUAUAGUAAUGUGUUUUUUUUUCAUCUCAAGCAGCUACCUAAAAUCACAGUUCUACGUUUGUGUGUGUGUGUGUUUUUCUGUGUUAUAUACUUGGAAUUGCGACACAAAAAAUAAAUAAAUUUUGAAAUUGCCUGAUGAUUCAUGGUACAGUGAAAAACCUUUUAUGUAUGCUUAAGUUAAUUUUUGAAGUUGCUUGAACUUUGAACCAGUGCAGUCAUAAUUUUUGGAAACCUGAACAAGGUUGGAACACACAGGCCGCCUUCUAACUUGCAAGACAGGGCACAUCCUGAGCGCAGUCUAUCUUCUCCUCCGACAUGCAAAUCAGACCAGUAAACAUUUGGAACAUUGACCUGUCUGCUUUUCAGUGAUAUUGAAUUUGUGGUUUAAAUUGUUUCUUUAAAAGAAGCUAAAGUUACAUUAUUUUUAGGUAGUAAAACAGCUCUUUACAGAUUCACAUGUUUUAACGCAGUGUGCUCUCUUCUUGACUGCUGAUUUGUCGUUUUGGCUUUUGAGAAUCUAUACUUAUCCACAAGCCAGUCCAUAGCGGAAUUCAGUUAGGUGACAAUAUCUCCGUGACCAAUCCUCACUUUUAUAUGAAAUGCAAUAGUCAACCUAACUGGGAUCGCAUCUAUUAAAUCCAUAAAUAAGAUGGCCAUCAGGGAAGCCUGUGUAUUUCACAGUUAAGCAUGGAGGAGCCCUGUAUGGCCCAUAAUGGUUUGUAUCACAAUGUAGUACAAUGCCAUUUGAUCAUAUUAGUUUAUUCUUCCUCUCUUUUUGUAAAUCAGGAAUUGUGUACAAUGCAGUACUAAAUGGCAAGUUAUAGGCCAAAAUAGACGUACUGUAAUCUAUUUUUCAGGCCCAGUUGUUUGGACCUAAAAUUUGGAACUCUUGCAACUUUUCUAUAGUCUCCCGUUUAGUAAAUAAAUCCUUUUACAUCUUACAAUAUGACUUUUUGUAUCUUGUCCUCCUGACAUACAGCAGAUCUGCUUCCUCUGUUCUGAUUACACUGGCCUGCUUUUUGCUACUUUGUUCUGUUUUGCUUUUCACAUCCAUGUUAUCCCAAAACGGCUCACUUCAAACACUGCGUUUGGAUACAGAUCAAAGAUCCUCAGCUACCACAAUCCACAGCAGGAUAAGCAUUCUUUGCAUAUAUUCCUUAUUUUUAAGCACUCUUAGAAAGCCUUUUGUGUUCAUUCCCUCCUAAUUUUGCAUUGCCAUUGCAAUGAUCCCUGCUUGGCAGAGAACUCUGUAUAGUAGAUGUUCUAUUUUAAUAAAGGUGUGUGUGCAAAUAUAUUUGCCAAGUAACUGUGUUUAUUUAUCUAUCUUAUUCUACCCUGCCCAUCUUUUGUGAAACAACCAGUUUUAAAAUGUUGUUUACUAAACUGUGGCAUUCUAUUCAAAUAUAAUAUGCUUCACUGUUGUAAAUGCUCGUUAUCCGUGGUAAUUUUGUGACUAACAGGGUUAGAAAGGCUGUAAGUGAUAAUUCAAAGUGAAUUUAAAAUUUUAAGGCCAAAGUAGUCCAACUGGAAGCAUAUCUGACUUUUUCCAAUUUUAUUAUUUUUACCUUUUAACUCGAAAUUGACUUUGAAAUUUUCACAUUUGUGAAUAACCCUGUAAGACUCAAAUAACGUACAAAGUAUUAGCCUGAUGACCCAUGCUUUAAUUUUAAAAUGAGUUAAAGUGUUACUAUAUGCUCAAAAACAACUUUAGGUCUUAAGGUUUAUGAAGCAGUUUUGGUGUGUAGAUCAUGCCCCUGUAGUCUCACUACUCAAUUCUCUGCCAUUUAGGAAUUAAAUCAAUUUGUUUAUGCAACCUGGCCACACCUCCCUGCAUGUGACUUACACAGCAUUUCUAAACACUUCCUGUAAAGAAACCUCUAAUGUUUAAACUUUAUUACAUUGUCUGUUUUAAUAGUUUAUUUAAAUCUCUUGCUCUGUGAAUAAAAUUCUAGAGCUUACAGGAGCCUAGUGUGUUUGUUUUACUGUAGACACCCAGACUAUUUUAGCUCAUUGAAGUGGUCUGGGUGUAAUUCCCAUGUCACUUAACCCUACAGUGGUAAGUUUUGCAGUUUCCCUAUCAACUUGCAGGGUUAAGUCCUCCUCUAGUGGCUGUCUUCAAGACUUCCGGGUGCUUAUACCUCCAGCAGAUUUUCCCAUGGUAACAUCCUAAUGCGAAAUGGCCAUUGCCGCGCAUGUGCAUUAGAUCUCCCCCGUCGGCUGACGUUGACAGGGGAGGAGCAUGGUCGGAGCCUGACCCAGUGCCGAGGGACAUCAACACUGGAUUCAGGUAAGGGCUUUAACCCCUUCAGCGCCAUGGCAUGGGGGCCAAGAGGGACGGAGUCACCACAGUGCCAGGGAAACGAAUUUGCUUUCCUGGCACUAGGGAAUCCCUGUAAAAUUUGCAGAGUAGGAGUUUUUAAACAUCUAAAGUAAGUUUACAUCUGAUAUAAAACAUUUUUUUAUUUUAUUUUUGUGCGGACUGUGUCAGUCACAGCCAGGGGAGGUGUGAGACUAGGCCUUUUAUAAACAAAGAAUGGCAGAGAAAUGAGCAGUGAGACUGCAUGGGCAUGAUCUAUACAUAGAAAAUAAAAAUAAAAACUGCUUCAUUAAGCUAAAGUUGUAGUAUCCUUUUGUUAAUCAUUCUUCAGAUGUUCUAAUAUUUCAUAACAAACUAAGCCAAAUGCCUUAAUUGAUCUGACCCAGUGAAAAGGGGGUGUCCCCCUUUUUCCAUUGCGCUGGGAAAGGCAAACCUGUUUUAAAGAACAGCUGACAACUUACCUUGAUAUUUAAUAUUGGGUUUACUUAGCCUCCAUAUUUUAAAAAUAUAUAAGUAUUUAUUUGUGAAUUUUGUUUAAAAAAAAAAAAAUCUCAAUGUAGAAAUCCAUACCUCUAUACACUGUAACUGUGUGUGUGCAUUGCAGCUAGCAGCACAAAAUAAAGCCUUCGGAGUAGAAUAGAAAUGGAAAAUAUUUGUAUUUCUUUCUCAUUUGCCUUGUGUGUCCUGUCUGUGCCUUGGCUGAAUGUAAUUUUGCUAAAUUUUAUAAAAACAAAAACCUGAAUACAAGUUAUAGCCCUAUUUUCAGUGUUGUACUCCAUGUUGUAAAUGACAGAGAAGUGAUGGUUCACCUUUUUUAAUUCCAUUUGAAUUACUCCAUUUGUUACAGUAUAUUAUUAACCUAAAGAGAUAAUCCCAGCAAAUUAUGGUUCUCUAAUCUGUGAACGAACUGCAUAUUCUGAUUAUGGAAUUUGUAAGACAGACUCUAAAGGAAGUAAGUCUGGCACAAUCUAAACAAAUGUAUACUAUCUGUGCACCCAGAGGAAAAAUGUUAUAACCCUGGCAUGGUUGCAUAUAAUCAGGACAAAUCAGAACACACUACUGGGGAGGGGGGAGGAAGCGUUAAAUGACUCCUUGAUUAAACAUGCUCCUGAAGGGCUAAUGUUUUGGCUAGAUAAAAUGCAAGAGCUGCCAAUUAUGUCUGGAAUGUGUAGUAUGUUUAGCAUGCUAUUUAUGGAGUUAAAAUAAUGCAGUAAAACCCUAUUAACUUUUGAAGGUAUGAGUGAAGCUCCAAACUUGCUUCCUAGGACAUACAGUAAAGGGGCACUAUAACUACUGUAGUAUAUUGCGUAUUGGUUUGGUUUUUAAUUUUAUUUUUUGUGAAACCAUUUUUGAGUAGUUUUAACAGAAAUCAGGGCUCUCCUUUACCCCAAUGCUGGGGUUUGCUGCUAUUCCAAAAUUUGUUACUACAAACUUUUUACUCCAUAAAUGACAUACUAAAAAUAUUACAAACUCACACUGGAAGCUCCUAUAUCAAAGCAAUUCUGAAACAUGUUUAAUCGAGGUUAUACCACUCUUUUAGUAGUAUUUGAUUACAUUCAAUCGUACAAUAAUUAUGUUACAACUGGAAGGACUCUUGCACCAGCAUUGCUAAAUUCCGCUGUGGUGGUUAUGGUGCUUACUGUCCCUUUAAGUCUUGUAUAUCCUUUCCUUUAUGGUAACAUGAGCAUGGCAAUGCUCAUAAAAUUGAACUUGGCAUUUUAGUUCCUAUCCAAGAGUUCAUUAUAUGAAAUCAUCAAUCAAGUGUCUUUAUUCCAUUAUAUAAUUUAUAGCUCUAUGUGUGUAUAUUGUAACUAGCCUGCAGGUAUGGAUUUAAAGGGACUCCCUCCCCAGAAUUUUACUUGUAAUAUUAUACUAGGUUGUAAAAAAUGUAGGAGAAUAAUUUUAAAAGUAUUUAUCUAUAUGCUGUGUGAUGGUUAGGGAAUUAACAGUUGGUAAACCUUUUAAUUAGUGUUGAGUUCUUAAAGGACCACUCGUUUUCCUGGCACUAUAGUGUUAAUAGGUCCCUCCUCCCCUGGGCUCUAGGGGGAGAAAGGGGUUAAAGGUUUGCCUUUCUCCAGCGCUGGGCUCCCUCGGUGCUGAGACUCUCCUCCCUCUUCCUCUUCAAUAAGUCCAUAGGAAAGCAUUCUCAAUGCUUUCCUAUGGACGCUGGCGUCUUCUCGCUGUGAAAAUCACAGUGAGAAGUGCGGAAGCGCCUCUAGCGGCUGUCAAUGAGACAGCCACUAGAGGCUGGAUUAACCCUAAUGUAAACAUAGCAGUAUCUCUGAAACUGCUAUGUUUACAGCAGGCAGGGUUAACUCUAGAUGGACCUGGCACCCAGACCACUUCAUUGAGCUGAAGUGGUCUGGGUGUCUAUAGUGGUCCUUUAAAGGUAAUUGUUAUAAAUAUUUACAAACUACGAACUUUUUAUUUUUUUUGUGUGUGUGUGUAUGAUUUGGAAUUUGUAUUUUAAGUUCAUGCAAGGUUUUACGUUCGUGUUUAGACUAACACAAAAUUAUUGCUUUCAUACAUUGGUUACAUCUUCAUUGAGGGAAUGGGAGUGGUCACAUUUCAACUUGCCCAAACCCAAUAACACUUCAUCAUGUCAACGCUGACACUGCCGUGAAAUAGUUUUAUAAGUCUGGGAGUUUCUUAUUCCAGCCAAAGGUGAUGGAGAACAUCUGAUUAAACUUUAAGCAAGCCUACAGUUUGCAAAGGCACAUGUUUGGUUCAGUUUUUCUUAGAAACUGUUCAUUCUUUCCCAUCCUAUAAUUUCCAGUUGUUCAGUGACUAUUAAUUCUAACAUUGUUUCUGUGAUUCCUUUUUUGGUCCGUGACAAAGUCCCCUGGAAUUGGCGUUCCUGAUUCAUGUCUAAGGUUUACAUGUUUCCUUACUAAUGUGCGAAUUCAAAGUGAAAUUUUUUUUUUUUUUUUUUGCCUUUUUUUGAAAUUUGCUUACAAGGUUAUUUACUCAAAUACGUAUUGUGUGUCUUUCUGAGUUAUUAAAUAAAAUAACAAUUGUCAGUAAUGCAAAGGGGAUAUCAAAUUUAAGGCCAAAGUAGCUGAGUUGACUUUAUUUUUUUAUUUUUCUAGUUCAGUGAUUUUGGCCAUGGCGUUUUAGUGAAUAAUCCUGCUUGAUUUGUUGCAGCUAGUUAUUUUACACUUUGUGUAUAUAAUUAUGUUUUAUUUAUCAACUUUUUAUAACUUCUUGUCACGCUGCAGCAAAAAAGGCGUGUGGCUUUUAUGAUGAUGAUGGAACAUAUAUAUAAAUUGUGACUCAAUUCAGCAUCAUGCCUCUUCAGUUACUUAGUGGCACUGUGUUCACCAAUUUCACUUAUUAAACUGUUUAUGGUGCCUGUCAAACCGCUGCCUUACAGUUUUGCAUGAGUGCAGGUUUCCACUCCGCGCUCAUGCUAUCAUGACUCAGUUACAACUCAGUUUGGCAUAGAUGGAAAGUAGCUCCGCCUUCAGUCAGUCCAGGAGGUGAUAGGCUGAGAGGAAUGAUAAGCUAUACAGUCAUUGGGGGCUGGCCUGUGAGCAUUGAGGAAUCUUUCCUGCAUCCCAUUGAAUUGGUGAGAUAAUGGUUUUACAUGUAAGUGGAAGGCAUCACCCACAGACACCAUAACUUCUGUGUGGUGAAAUGGUUAAGAUGUCUAUUGGUUUCAUUUUUAUUUUUUUAUUUUUUUUGAGAUUCCCAACAUAUUCGGACUACCCUUCAGGGCAUCCAUGACGAAGGUCCUGCAGUGUGCAAGCCUGCUGUCAUCAUACUGAAUAAACUGUUGGAUCAAAAUCUGUUGAUAAGCAUUAAAUGAUCCCACUAAACACCAUCACAACUUAAUUGCAAAGAUAAAUGUACAUACAGCAUACUAGGCCUACUAUCCUCUAGAUCUGUUGCUAUAGGACUGCCGUAAUUGUCAGUUCUGGGUUCAGGAUGUCUAUUUUAUUUUGUGAUAUGGUGUGUACAUGCUGCCUGAAGAAAUUGGGCUCUGACUUCCCAUGUACUUCAUACAUUUAAUUAAGGAAAUCCUGGAGGGAGAAUUGGUUACAAAUCUUUAAACUGGAAUUUUUGCCUACAGCAGAGUGACAGUACCUUGUUUUCUCACCCUAAUAAACACUACUGCAUCACCUACUAGGGCUAAUAAAGCAGCGGAGGCAAGUAUAUUAAAAGUUAAAUCUUGCCUACGCUAUACUUUAAUGGUGCUGUCAUCUCAUGAUGCUUUGGGUGCACUCGGCCCUUUAUGGAGAGAUUAUGCAUGAUGAUUUUAUGUAUGCUCGACAUUAUGUCCAGCAGUGCUGGGGUAAACUAAUUUGCAUGCUUUGCCCAGUCUGCCAUAGAUGGAAUGUAAAAUAAGAAAUGUAGUCCAAUUUUAAAAAUGGAAUAAAAAGGAAAUAUUAGCAGAGUCGAUAUUGACAGUUUUUCUAUUAAGUGUUAAUAAGUAUAUAGGGGGUUUAGAAAAAUAUACAUCUGUGUUAUUAGUUUUGUUUGUUUGUUUGUUUGUUUUUUUUUUUUUUUUUUUUAUACCUGAAGGUAGCAAGGUGAAUUGUUAGUGUAAGACCCACCUAAGGUUUGCCUUGAUGUGACAUCUGAUGACCAUUGAAGUGUUACUAAAAACCUCCAUUUGUUUAAAUAUGCAUAGGGAUUUGAGCUAGUGUGCAAGUAAUGCUUUUCUUUGGUUUUUAUUGUAUGUAUUGAGGCUGAUGUGUACUAUGGUCAUUGCUGCCUCCCAGGAGUAGUGGGAGGCUGAGCACAUGACUUAUUUUUGUGUAUUAGCAAGGAAAAUAUGUGACUCACUUCAGAUGUCUUUUUUUUACAUUUUUUUUAUUCUACACUUUUUUUAAAAUGUAUUUAUUUAUUUUUGUCCAAUCCAUAGCAUGCUUUAAAAGAUUUUUGGUUUGGCGAUUUUUGAGGAUUAGUUAACCAUUUGGAAUAAAUACUCCAACGUGCGUUUUUUUUGUAACGGAUUUGGGAGUAUAUAUUGGAUCAUUAGCCAGUUGGAAUGUACACUUUUGACCACAAUUAAGCCUUGUAUCACAGGGCACCUGACUCGUGGAUGGAAUGUCCUGGUAUAUGCUUGAGUUCAUACUUACUCAUGUAUUUGCAAAUACUUUAGGACUAUUGGAAGACUGAAAGAUUCACAGCUACAUUUCCCUAAAGAUGUGAAGAGAUCCCUGGCGUGCAUGUCAACAUUUGUGACAAAGAGAACAGUCAUUGCUUUCGAUGUACAGGACACUAAAGGAAAUGGAGUUGGACAGCUUCAUAAUUCCUCCCAAUGCGUUUGAAAUUUCAGAGAUAAAUUGUCCUUGCAAACUUGCCAUAAAUAUCAACAAUCUGAUAGAUACGGCCAAUAUCUGUGCUGUUCAACUCUGUGGCAGCAGGACCAGGCGUUGGGUGCCAAGAAAGCUUUUAUUUUUUAUUUAUUUUUUUAUUUUUUUUAUCUUCAAAAUCACAGUUGGGAGAGAAAACACCCAAAGAUGCCGUCUACCGUGAAACUGUCGUUGUGAUUAGGGUAUUCCACUAACCUAGAAUUUUAGCAGAAAAGGUCAGUCCCUGGCAGCCUGCAGCACAGCAUUCAGUGACGAAAUUGUGGUAGCAGUCAGUGAUAAGCCGAUUGAUCUCAGCCAAUCACUGCUCCUAUCCUUGAUAUAAAUUGCUAUGAUGGAAGCAUAGCUCCUCCUUCAUCAUAUCAUAACUGGAGGACACACUGCAGGCUGCCAGGGACCAAGCAUCUCUGUUGAGUAAACGGUUUACAGAACCCAAUACCACACACUAUAGGAACCAUAACUAUUUCAAUCCAUCAAAGUGGCUGGUUGCCUGCAGUGUUCCUUUAAGAGCAUACGUUCCCUCUCUAGAGUAACCAAAGCCUGCAACUAUAAGCCUGCAGCGAGCAAUGCAAAUACUGAAGGUAAAGCCCUGCAUUUAAUGGGUGGAUCUUGAAUCAUAUGUCUGCCUUUAUGAACACAUCUGGAGUGGGCCAUGUUAGGGAUAGGAGACUAUUCUUUCUGCUUUUCCAUCCGGAUUAUUUGAAUGUAGAUAUAUUAAAUGAUAUGGCCCUCAAGGCACAUUCUUUUACUCUGCUUUCUCACAUUGCUUUAGUUAUCAGAUAUGAAGAAUCCCUCACACACGCACAUCACAUGUUUUAGUUGUUUUAACUGACCCUUGACGCACCAUUGAAACAAAAGGCAAUUCAUUAAUGAUGUACAAAAACGUAUGUUAUUAGAUUUCAGUCUGCGUUAUUAAGUAAAAUCAUUUAUAUAGCACUACCUAUUCCACAGCACUGUACAGUGCAACUAUAAAAAUACAUAUCCUCACCCUACCUAUCAUGUAUAGUACAGUCCAUUUAUCACUGGAGACCUGUAGAUCAUUGUGACUUAGAUUAGCUAUAGGGCUGUAAUAAACCGUGUCAGUCAGAAUAAAGAGACUGUCCUUUUAAAGCAGCACGCCAGUCAGCGUUUGACGUGUACAAGGAAGAUAAUUAUGCAAUAGCAUAGUUUCAAAGAUGAGGAAGUUGAAAGGCCACAGUGGUUUGGCGGCCCAGCGCCAGUCUGCCAACCAAGUCUGCCCAAUGGAUGUUAUAGAAACACUGUUGCAUAUUGUCCUCAUGUAGCUGAUGACCAGCUUUAUGGGGAAAUGCCUGGGAUAGGAAGAGCGUGGUCACAAAUCACUUCUGCCUUGUUGGAUUUGGGAAUGUUGGGAGAUAUGCAGUAGUUCCAAAUUUUUAUAUGACAGGAUCUAUCACUACAGCGUGGUUGAGCUGUACGGUCAUAACAGCAGUGCACAAAAAAGCACUGAUCAGAAUUGAAUUGUGCCGAUCAUGUGUUGUGUAUGUCAUGUCAAGAUUCCAAAGUCUGAACCAAGUUUUAUCAUUGACGCACAAUAAUAUUUGGUGAUUACUGUAAUUUUGAUUAAUAUGCUUAAAGUGUAAAUAUGAGAUCUGCUAUUUAUCUAAGAACUGACAUGUGUUACUCGCUGGAUGGUCUUGUCAGAGAGAUUCUUGCUUUCUCAUAUCACGCUAUCCGAUAUAACGUGUCCACACACAUGCAUAUCACAUGUCUUUGUAAAAGAAAAAGCAUUCCUUUAACAAACAACUUUGAUUGUAUGUAUUUACAAUUUUCAUUAUUGGUGGCUUCAAAUAAGGAGGGGAAGGGCUCCUGGCAUGUUAAACCCACUGAGUACCAUAGUAUAAUAAGGUAAACCACUGUUUCUCAUCUGUCUAGCGCUGAACAGGUAAAACAUUGCGAAACAGUAAUUACUGCUGGCAUGCUUUAAUUAAGCUACUCGCUUAUUAUCGGUUUGUGAUUAUACUGUAACUAUUGCUGCAAUAUUAGUUUUAUUUUAGUUAUUUUUGAGGAAAGUACUUUUAGGUAGAACUGUACAUGCAACAGGUAUUCAUGGGUCGGGAAAUGUUUCCUUAAAAACCGCGAGUUGCACAGAUUUGACAAGGGAUAAUGCCAAAAUAGUCCAUCUGGAAAAUGACUGUUUAAAUUGAGGUUAGCUGUUUGAUUUGUGAGAAUUUGGCGAGCAAAUGAUACAAUUUAAAAUUUAUUUUAUUGGGUAGAAUACAUCUGAGUUGAAACUGAUAAAGGAACUUUGAUGCAUUCAAAAUUUUAUAGUGCUUCUAUAAAUAUCUUUAUAUUUUACUUUUGUCAUAUUUGCUCCUUAAUUAGAAACGGUCACAUUUUAAAGAUGGCUUUGUUAUUUAUUUUUUUUAUUUUAAAAGUGCAAUAGCUAUUUCUUAAGGAAUCAAACGGUUUGGCUACACUGGGCAAGUGAUCCUUAUGACCCACUAAAGCUAUGAAUCGGCCAGUGAAUUAGGUGAACAUUUGCACAAAACUUCAAAAUAGGAACUUUUGCUUUAGUGAUAUUUUAUAAAAAUAAAAAAAAGACCACAAGCAUCAGGUGGCUCAGGUAAGAGUCAAACUGUUCACAAAUCUUUUGACAGUAAGAGGUACCUGGGACUCAUGGCAGCCUAAUAACUGCAGUAGUGUUUAUAGUGCCUAAAGAGCCCUUUAAACAAAACCUUUCGAGGGGGAAAAAACACUUUGAAUUCUCAAUUCAGUAAAUAAUCCUGCAAAGUGAAUUUAACAUUUGAAGGUCAAAAUAGCCAAACUGGAAAACAUCUGUAAGUGAGCUAUACUUCCGGUUUGGUUACUCUGGUGUUAAAUUUUAAAUUGACUUUGAAUUCUCGCUUUAGUGGAAAAACCCUAUUAGUGUUGAACCCUCACCACCCAUUGUUUAUCAAUUGCAAAACGGUAAUGUGCAGUGGUUAUGGUGCUUAGUGUCGUCACGUUAGUAUAGGUUUAAUUUAAAAAAACAACAAUUUUUUAAGGAAUAAAAAAAGUCACAAAUCGUUUUAGUUCACAAAACUAGUAGCUGGAUUCUAAGUUUCCAUGUAAUGUUCUAAUAAUUCACUCUCUAGAACUGCAGUGAAUAAAGGAUGCAGGAGAUGUCUGCUUUAAUUUAUUUGUUCUCCUACUGGCCUGCGGCUCAAAUUGCAUAUCUCCUUGACUGACGUUUUGAUUAUUACUUUAAUAACAUUUUAAACUUGACUAGGGGGCUUGAAGCCAUUGCUGGGCUGGGCUCAGGAAAAUCUGGAUCUAUUUCCUGUGAAAAUUCUUCAGAUUCUAAAAUGUGUCAUGGAUUUGGUCUCUCACCGCAAAUACUUUGAUUCCAGAACAGCUCAGGAGAGUUUUGACAUCUUUUUCUCGGAUCUGACCGGGAACUGUAAUAUGAAAAAAUAUCUAGCAAAGAAAUAAUCAGUGAGGGCAAGAAUUUAACUUGAUCGUGUUAUCUUAUUCUAGAACCAGAUUUGUUUCACUUUGCCUUCUGUACUGCAUUCUGCAUAGCAAAGUAUGAAAAUAAAUACAUGCAACAGAACAUAUAGGCACCCCUACUCUGAGGUCAAAUUCCACUUCUCUCAGGACAAUUUGGUCAGCCACUACUCCAGUGGAACUGCAACACUGAUGAUACUUUGCCAAUAUUUCAGAAACCCCUUUCUCCUUUUAAAUUGUAUUUCACAUUUGAUAUUGUAAUCCUCAGAUGUUUAAUAUUUUAGUAUAUACCAUUUCCUGCCUAUUGUUUUAAUGGGUAUAUCAUGCAAGGUGGCACAUCAUGCAAUACAAAGUAACAAAAUGGGGCCGUGUGACAAUACAUGGUGCGUUGCAGGUUUCUGUGCCUCUCUGUAUUAUGUAUAUAUAUAUAUGUGAGCUAUACAUAUAACGCCCAUGAAUUCAUUCUUGCUACUAAUUCUUAGUGAGGACCACUCCUGAUUGCUUCCCAAGCAUUUUAAUCCCACAAUGCUAUGCUGUUAUCCUGUUCAUUUUUACACCGAAUAGUGUAUGUAUAUUUUUUGCUCUUCUUGUUGAAUUUUGGCAUCUUUUUCUCAUCCCAUUGUUGACCUAGGUCAAGAAUAGAAACUUCCCAGCUGGGAUAACAGUUCCUUCAUUCCUAAAGUCAUUCCCAUAACCUCCCGUAAUACCCGCCGCCCUUGUCUGGUUUGUCCAAGAGCAAUUGUUUUUGUGUUCAAUAUAUUUUUCUUUAACUUAACGUCAGACUUGUAUACUGCAUUAAUCACUCUUUGUGUAAUAAAAUGUUUGUAAAAAUUAACUCAUUCUGCAUGAAGAUCUUAAAAGCAAGACCUGAAUUAUAGACCUAUACUAACUUGAAGGUAAAAAGACAAAUUAUUUUGAUGAUUGGCUGGUAGUUGAGCUUUGAACAUCGAGAUACACGGGAAUGUUUAUGGACCUGAAGCUCUACCCAUAGUCUCCCAUAGUUCUUGUAGACCGCACUGAUUGGCGGAGGAUCCUGGGAGAACCCGCUUUUAUCCUAUUCUUGCAUGGAUUUGUACUAAUAAUGCAGAAAUGUUAGUUCAACAUUAGCAAUGCAGCUCUAAAGGGGACUGGAUAAACAUGGGUGCUGGAGAAAGCCCUUUGUGUUUUUGUUUUUUUUUUCAUUUUAUUUUUUUAUAAUCAUUCCAAAGUGAUUUUACAGAACACCGGGCAACAGGACCCAGAGUCAGUUAAUCACCCUCCAUGGUAAAUAAAGGGUUAAAAGCCUUUUACGUACCUUUUCCCAGCACCAAUGUCCCUCAGCACUGGGUCACUGCUCUGUCCGACGAGCGUGGUCUAACACGCAUGCGUAGCAAAUGCCGUGGGCGCAUUAGACCUCCCCAUAAGAAAGCAACUGAAUCAAUGCUUUCCUACAGGGAAAUAAAAAUCUGACGCUGGAGCUCCUCCUGUGGAGUGGGAGGAUGUCCAGCAUCUCAUACCGGACCAGGUCCGUUUGGAUGCAGGAAGUGACUCCAGUUACUGUCUGGGAGACCGUAACUGGAGGCAGACUUAGUGCUGCAAUGUAAACAAUACAGCUUCUAUGAAACUGCAAAAGGGACACUGUACCGAGACCACUUCAAUGAGCUGGUCUAGGUGCCUUCAGUGUCCCUUUAAGUGAAAUACAUGCCCACCUAAAACAUGGUGCCGGAUCCCCACUGGUGGGCAAAAAUAGCCGCUCAUGCCCUCGGACACAAUAGGUUUACCUAUUGAUGGCCAACACAAUGUCCAUCUCCCGAAUAGCUCUAAGUGGCCUGCAUAAGCACUGGCUGUCCUUCGGGUUGAAAAUUAGAAACCCCACAGAAACUCCAAAAAUAUAUCUGGGGUAUAUGUGGCAACUCCACUUAGAGGUGGUGACUAUAGUAUUGUUUUUUACUGUUGCUGCUUCAUCUCAUUUGGUGGGAACUCCAAUCAAAAUAUUCAGAUGGGAGGGCCUAAUGUACUCUCCCUGGCCCCUAGAAAAUGGCAGUGGGUGGGGGCCCUAAUAAUAUUCUGGGGAAAAGCAUGAUCCCACACUCUCUUAAAUAAUAAUUUAUUUAUUUAUUUUUUUAAAUCCAGAUCGCAAAACCCCCCAGCCCCCGCCCCCCCAACAAAAUCCAUUUUCAUCCUGCAAGGGCUUGCUGCAGACUGAGCUGUCAUAUGUCUAAAGAUUAUGAAGGCUUUCAUAUGCCAUGUUAGCUAUACCAUCGCAUUGAAAAAUUUCCCAUACUACGGAAUAUCAAUAAGGCACUAUAACCAAUGCAAUGAGAUUAAAGGGUUAUCAUGCCAACAGUGUCCCUUUUAGGAUUGAAGAACAAACACACAGUGUUCCAGAGAGAUGGUGGGGAGCUGUUGUCACUGCUAGACCUUGGCUUCACACCUGUGAUUCUAUUGUAGUAGACACUAUAAAUAAACUGUUCACUAUAUGGAAUGUCAUUGUUGGUGAAAUGAAGUCUGUGAAUACAUUUUGCCUCUACCACUCUAGUGUAUUCAGUGUUUUCCUGUUUGGGUGUCAAGAACUGGACUGUAAGCUCCUCCAACUCUGUGUGUGUUUAGUAGGCAGUGUGAAUUUAGAGACAGCCAGCCCCUUUCCUUAACCCCUCAAAGAACAACAAAUAAUUUGGUCAUAGCAAGUUAGCAUUUUAAAGAUCCUAUAUACAAAUCAAAUGUUUAAUGCAUUUAAUAACAAGACUGCAUAGAUCUGCAAAUGCUUAAAGAGACACUAUAGUCACAAGAACAACUACAGCUUAAUGUACUUGUUCUGGUGAGUAUAAUCAUUGUAUGCAGGCAUUUUCAUGCAAACACUGUUUUCAGAGAAAAGGCAGUGUUUACAUUUGGCCCUAGGGACACUUCCAAGUGGUCACUCCUCAGAUGGCCACUGGAGGUGCUUCCGGGCUCAGUGACGCACAGUAAGCGGCUCUGCCGUUCAGCGUCUCCACGCUCUGCAUGCGGACGCUGAAUUUUCAAUGCAUCCCUAUGAGGAGGUGCUGAUUUGGCCAAAACGGCCAAUGGGAAAGCAGUGGAUUGGCUAAAAAUUGCAUGAUUUUGCUGUUACAUGACGAAAAGUCAUGAUUUUAUUAAAGACACGGGGGCGAGUAUUGCAUAUCCCUUUCUUUACUGUUCACCAAUAGCAGCAUACAAACAGAAUGAAAAAACAAUGAACAUACAGUAGCAUAGGCCCCUCCCUGCACAGGUCACAGUAUAAUAGGCAGCACCUCAGAUGGUGUAGCUCCUCUGGGUCGAAGAGAGGUUCGCCCAACGAAUCCAAGAGGGCGGAACCCGCAGUUGCGGGGUGAGGUGCCCCCGUGUCACCUCCGGACGUCUCUGCCUGCGCAGAGGGAAGGAGAUCAAGGCCCAGCUCAGCGGAAUCAACAUCGUAGUCGUCAUCCGACUCCAUCAUAGCCUCCUCACCAGACCCAAUUUCUGAGUCGGAGUCACUCUCGGGUUGUGCUCUGGCACAUUUCCAUAGCUGCACCCGUUCUGCCUGGCGCGGAAAGGCUCUUUUGCGUGUGUGGAGCACGCUUUCUGGGGCGACUGAAGGUAUGCCAGUCUUAGUAGUUCUGGAGGCAGAGGGAUGUUUAGUUUUUUGGGUCGCCUUCUUGGGUGCGUCCCCAGGCGGGUCCACAGCAGGACGCUAGAUAGGCGUCGUGGAACCAGACAUUUGCGCGUCCAAAGGACGUGGCAGAAGGUGCUGGGAGAUAGUAUGGGAGAGGGUAGAGGACAUGGAUCCCAUGGCUGCCAUAAUGGCAUCUGUCACAGAGCGCUGUAGCGCCGGGAAUUGGUACCCUGCAGGGUGGAUGGGCCUGUCUGUCAGAGUGGGUGGUAUGUCUGUGGUGACAGGGGCCUCUCCCAUGAAUAGUGGAGUAUCUAUCUCCCCAGAGGGUGGGGAGCUGGACGGCAUCCUGGGUUUGGGCAUAAUGAAAGAUGCACAAUAAAGAGGGAAAUGGAAGGGAAGUGCUGCCUAUUAUACUGGGACCUGUGCAGGGAGGGGCCAAUGCUACUGUAUGUUCAUUGUUUAUUUUUCAUUCUGUUUUUGUAUCUGUUGCUGCUAUUGGUGGACAGGGAUAUGCAAUAUGAGCCUCCUUUUUUUUGUGUGAUAAAAUCGGCAAUUCUGAUGUCACUGAGAGGGCGGGGCCAGCGCCGGGGGACCCGCGCGGUGCUGGAAAUUUGGUGAGUUUUAGUUCCUUUUAAGGGGGCUAAAGAGGGGCAAGCCACCCAAAUGGUGGGUUUUGCACUAUAGGGUCAGGAAUACAUGUUCCUUUAAUAAACUCAAUAUUCCAUAUUGCCUUAGGGUAAUCAGGGAUCAGAGUGUAGAUUGGCUAGUAGGGAUUGACCAAUUAUCGCUCUGGCCGAUAUUUGGUAUUUUUGGCAAUAUCAGUAUCUGUCAAUAAAGAUACAGAUUUUGCUAAUAAUACAGACCAGGACCGCCUAGCUCAUGACAAGCACGGCGGUCCUGAGGGGCCAAGCAAGCGCUUACUUACCUUCCUAGCAGCUCCCUUCAGCUCCCCUGUGUAAAUCUCGAGAGUCCCGCACACAGGCCGCAAAAUUUACACAGGGGAGCUGCUGGGAAGGUAAGCGCUUGCUUGGCCCCUUUCUCCACAGUCCAUUAAAAAAUUAAAAUAAAGGUCCCCCUUCCUCCUCCCAUUUUACACAAAUUGCAUACCUACAGAAACACACACACUCUGCAUUAUAUACACAAACUACACAAACACACUGCAUUCCUAUACACACUGCAUUAUAUACACAAACACUCUGCAUUACACACUACACACACACACCCUGCAUUAUAUACACACACUACAUAAACACUCUGCAUUCAUAUACACACACACACUACACAAACACUCUGCAUUCAAAUACACACACACUACACAAACACUCUGCAUUCAAAUACACACACACUACACAAACACUCUGCAUUCAAAUACACACACACACUACACAAACACUCUGCAUUCAAAUACACACACUACACAAACACUCUGCAUUCAAAUACACACACUACACAAACACUCUGCAUUCAUAUACACACACACUACACAAACACUCUGCAUUCAUAUACACACACUACACAAACACUCUGCAUUCAUAUACACACUACACAAACCCUCUGCAUUCACUAUACACACACUACCCACGCACUGCAUUCACUUUAUGCACACUACACAAACACACUCCGCAUUCAUUAUAUACACACGACACACACACACUGCAUCCACUACACACACACACACACACACACACACACACACACACACACACACACAGCUCCCCUGUCUAAACACACUGCAUCCACUACAUGUGGCAUGUAUAUGUUGUGCAUUUACCUUUAGAAAUAGUUUGUUUCAAAAUGGUAAAUGUACAGAAUAUUUGUAAGUUAUUGGCUAUUGGCCUGAAAGUUCACAGAUUAUUAGUAUUUGUAUCGGCUCUAAAAAAAAAAAAUCAAUAUCGGUCGAUCCCUACUGGCUAGGUAUAGUAAUGAAGUGGCUGCAGUCACUCUGUUCAGACACUGACAAAUCAAAAAAGACUGCAGGGGGAGAAAUGACAAACCUUAGCCACACUCUGUUACUUACCCACGAUACACUUCUGUGUGUGAGUAAAGUUUACUUUACAGCGCAGGAGAUUACAAACUUCUAAAGCAAGUUAAUGUCUGAUUGAAAACUUAAACUAUUUUUUUUUCCACGCAGGCUGUGUGAGUCACAGCCAAUGGCUAUGUCUGUAUAAACAGAAGCAAAAGUGAUUCAAUUCCUAAAUGGCAAUGAAUUUAGCAGUGAAGACUGCAGGGGCAUAAUCUAUAUACCAACAUUUCUUCAUUGAGCUAAAGUUGUUUUGGUGCCUAGUGUCCCCUUUAGAGGUUAAGUUGAAUGUACUCUGAGAAAUGCAAACUGGUUUGAGAGCCAGCUAUAGAUAGUUGGUUUUAUGGAGUGUCAAAUAUCUAAUACAGUGCCUUCAGGAGGAACGCAGUGUGCCUGACCAUAGAAUAUUUAACCUCAAGGUUGCUGGAACAUUUUAUCACUUGGCAGCCAGAUGUUUAUGGAUGAAGAAGCACAGUUUCCUGUGAUCAGUACUGACUGCAGUAGAUUUUUGGCUGUAUUUAUUUAUGUAUUAUGCACAGCUGCCAUAAAAUCAGAGCUGUAGCUUUUCUGUUGCUAGGGAACAACUCCCAUUUUAUUUCAGCCUGUAUAUUCCAAUUAAUUUUCCAUUGGUUCAUUUGGGUUUACACUAGUUAAAUAAUAGAAUGUGUGGGUACCUGCCAAAGAAUGGAAUCAAACCACAUUGGCAAGAAAUAAAGAAAAGCAAACGUGAAAUAUAUUUAUUUUUCUCCAGCUAUGACUUUAAAAAAUUGGAGCUGUUUUAUUCAACAUGGGGUACCCUUCUAUUUACAUUGGUCACCACAAUAAAUAGAUCUUAAAUUAACCAAUUUUCAGGCCACUCCCAUUAUUGCUUGUUAGGCAUUUGGCAUGUCAUAUUUUUAUGACUGAUUGAGACUGUAAGUCAUAUAGUGCACCUAGUAGUGCACAUCUUACUGUUGUGUCCUUAAUAGAUAAAAUAUUUAACCUUGCUCUGUAGUUUCAUAGUUCUUAAACGUCCUUCUAAAAAAAUAAGUGUGUGUGUGUGUGUGUGUGUGUGUGUGUGUGUGUUUUUAUUUAUUUAAUUUUUAUUUAAUUUUUUUAAUGUUACUUCUCCAGUGGCAGAAUAUAUGUGUGAUUUGGAACUGUUGCUGAAACACACAUUUGUUUUUAAAAAGCGCAAAAUGUAACAGACUAACAAGUAGGGAUCGACCCAUCAUCGGUCUUGCCGAUAUUCGGUAUUUUUUGGCAAUAUCGGUAUUGGCAAAUAGAUACCGAUAUUGCCGAUAAUACAUACCAGGUCUGCCGCACAUUCUGCAUUCAUUAUAUAAGCGCACACUCUGCAUUCGUUAUAUACGCGCACACUCUGCAUUCGUUAUAUACGCGCACACUCUGCAUUCGUUAUAUACGCGCACACUCUGCAUUCGUUAUAUACGCGCACACUCUGCAUUUGUUAUAUACGCGCACACUCUGCAUUCGUUAUAUACGCGCACACUCUGCAUUCAUUAUAUACGCGCACACUCUGCAUUCAUUAUAUACGCGCACACUCUGCAUUCAUUAUAUACGCACACACGCGCACACUCUGCAUUCAUUAUAUACACACACUACACUAACACACACACUCUGCAUUCCCUUUACGCACACUACAUAAAGAUUCACAGAUCCCCUGUCUAAACACAGUGCAUCCACUACAUGUGGCAUGUAUAUUUUGUGCAUUUACUUUUAGAAAUAGUUUACUUUUUUUCAAAAUGGUAAAUGUACAGAAUAUCGGUAAGUUAUCGGCCUGAAAGUUCAGAGUAUCGGUAUCAGCUCUAAAUAAAUCAAUAUCGGUUGAUCCCUACUAACAAGCAGCGCUACUGUACAAGUAAAUCGGGCCUACUUAGAUCACAGACCAUAUACAGUAAACCUACAGUGUGUAUGUAUAAUAACCACACAAAUAAAACUAUAAACAUGUCAUAUUAUCCUUGCUUGGUUCUAAAUAAUGGGGUGUUCUAAACACCAUAACCACUGUGGCUCAAAGUUCUUGAGUGCAAUCUGACGUAAAUCUGUCGGACUGUACAAAUGACUGGAGACUUGACUUGCUGUGUCGAGGCCCCCGGUCGGUCUGGUUUGACUUGGUUAGAUAAAGCAGAAAUUUAUACUUCCACAUUAUCCUACAAAGUUUACAGUGUUCAUUGUUGGAGAGCUGACACUCUAUGCCAGUAAAUAAAGACAAGUCAUUGUAAUGAUUAUGGUUCUAUUUGCUGUUUCCCAAUUGUGGUCAGGGCUGCCAUCUAAAAUUCCAAGCGGUGUUUUAAAUAAACAAAAAAAGUAAAUAUUUUUCAAAAAAGUAAAAGGUCCUGUUGCUUAUUAGCUGCUUUACUUGCAUUUAAAUAGCGAUUUUGUACAAAUGCUGUAUUUGUAGGCAUAAUGCUCUUGACCUUGAUUGACAUUGAAGGAUGCUGCCUCCAAACAUGAAAGAAAAGAAUGCUUUAUGAGUAGGCUAGCUCAAGCCUACUCGUAAAUUUGCCAUAGGCACAAUGUAUGCAUAGUGCAUUCUAGCAUAGACAGAGACUUUGCCUUCCAAAUUUCAGUUGUGUAGCACAGCAGGACUUCAAGCAACUCCUAUGCUAAGAGUAGAGUUUAAUAUUUGUUUUCUAGCCUUUCUACUUGGAAGAUUACCGUAGAUUGAGUUUAUAUAGCCAGGCUGGGUUUUUAAAGCGACACGGUCACACACCCAGUCCCCUGAAAAACAAGUAUUUCGUAAAGAUAAACUCUUUUUGAGAAGUACUCCUUGGCUAUGUUGGAAUUUCAUUUAAUUUCAACCCAGUCAAGAGAUAUACAGACAAAUUUGGGACUACUUUCUCUCUGUUUACUACACCUGACACCUUUUUAGAUACUGGCUGUCUAGAACUGUCUCCCCCCUCCCCUACCACGCAUGGGUACAUGUUCAGGUAAGGAGAACUCACAUUUGCCUCCACCGGACCACUAGUGGCGAUAUCUCCGUCAGGCGUCUUUGCUAAUUCUGCAAAGUCCCCAGACGACAAUGCCACUUUAAAGCUUUCGUAGAUUUUGAAUGUUUUGUAAAGUGAACGUGUUCCUGUAGAUGUUAUGAUGUAAUAGUAUGUCCUGCAGAUUUCAUUUCCUUUCUAAAUUGAUCUUCUAUGAACACAAAUUUUAGCACACCGCACAAUGAGUGCAGUUUUAUAACUAGCUGUUUUCCAUCUCUUGAAAUUGAUACAUUUUUUGGAAGGAAUCUCUCCGAUUACAACAGUAGUUUUGUUUUUGUUUUUUGCACCAUCAACAUGGCAAUGAGUUGUUAGUCAUGUUUAGAGUUCUGGUUCCAGAAACCUCAUGGUGCCAUGCAAUGGUAAGGAAUAAAACCAUUUUUGAAUGGUGUGACACUUUUUGGUCCUUGGGCAAACCAACAGUUCAGCCUCCUCUUUAGGUACAACUAACGCAAAAGUCCCUAAUUCUGCAUUAGUAGCAUCCAUUCUGCUUGUCCUUAGACAGAAUUAAUUCGUGGAGAGUGACAGCUGAUAUUCUUAACCAAUGAAGUCCAUCCAAACCAGGAUGAAAUUGAUAUUUCUACUAUGGAAGGGAAACUUUUAUUUAAUCCUUAGAUAAAGGGCACCACUGUGGGCAUCAAGGGGGUAGAUGGUUUGAAAACUGCUUUACACCUUAAUGUGAGACAACACUAGGGACUCCUGGCACCAUAACUACUAGUAUGGUGUAAUUACUGUGUUGCUUAGCCUGCUCUUUUUUAAUGUGGUUACGGCUUUUAAGAAUAUUGUGUUGACUCUGUAUUGCUUUGGCUCGGUAUUCAGAGUUUAAACAAAUGUCAGAGAUUCUGGAUAUCUGGAUCUUUAUUCUGGAUAUCAUCACACUGUUAAUUGGAUUCACGUGGUGUCUAGGUACCAAACCGUGCAGAGAGCGGAACUCAAAUCAUGUGAAUUAAUCCAUCCAUGGUUAAAUGCUCUAAUAUGAAAAUGAGAACGUUUUUAUUUAUCAACUUCUAGUGUUAGGUAUACAUGUUUGUAUUCCUAAUGUAUGAGUAUUAUACAAAAUAUCUGUCUAUCUAUAUCGGUUCCCCCCUCCCCCUUAAUUGAGCAAAAUAAAGCUUUUUACUUGCAGCUAUUCCUCCACUUCCACAGGGAGAAUUGGAGAGAAAGCGUGCAACAAUUGCCCUGUUGCACCUCCUCAUAGAAACGCAUUUACUCAAUAUAUCUCUGUGGGGAGUGUUCCACAUCUCCAUGCAAACUGUGGAGCUGCUAAAAUUGGCCCUGAAAUCUUUGAAGUUCUGCAUCCAGGAAACCCCAGUGACAGCCUGUAGAGGUGUCAUUAGGCAGCCAUCUAAAUGCUGCCUUUUCUCAGAGAACUCUGUUUGCAUUGCUGAAACUGUAGUGAUAGUCUCUUUAACACAGAACCACUACAUUAAGCUGCAGUGCGUCUGGUGCCUACAGUGUCCCUUUAAGUAGAUAACAUGUGGAUAACGUUUUGUUACAUUAUACAGAUGACACUCGGUGACAAAAGCCCAAGGUUUAGCAUUCUGUAUAGACGCAAAUCCCUUUGUCUUUACAAAUAAGCUCUCUAUUUAGACCAUUAUAGACCGUAUUUUCUCACAAUAUGUCUGUAGACCUACUGAAUAGGAUAUUCACCGAAGUGAGACUCAUUUACAUGUUUUGUUAGAAUGAUUACUUUUCAUGCAACUCUAGCCAGUUGAUAUACAAUAACCCAGCAUGAUUUAACUCAUGACAAUGUUUUUAAAAAUGCUCCAGCUAUUUUUAAAUACUAGUAUUAGAAAAAGGGUCCAUCUGAUUUUAACAUCUCCACAUUAGGCUGUAUAGUAUUGGUGUGGAUGUGCCAGGGAUGCAAUGCGUUAUUAGUAACGUAUGGUGGCAAUGGUUUAUAUCCGUCUAAUGCCAGGCAGCCUGUACGUGGAAUGCUGCCAAAAAUGUCCUUCACUAACCUGGCACAGCAAAAUUACAUUGAUCAUUAUACACUUUGAAGUUUUGGAUGGAUUUUGCACAACUUCUCAGGAUACCAGAGAAAAAAGUUCUGGAAUGGCAGAAAUGCCUUCUAGAUCAGUUGGCAGGUGUGAAGGCACCAUAACCACUAAAUAGUUCCAUGAAUGCCCCCUGAAAGUACACGUAUGAGAUUUACAACCUACAAUAAAUAUAAAGUAUUACAGCCACAUUCUUCGGCUCAUACUAAAUUUUCCCCAACAUUGCAACCAGUGAACCUUUUACGAAGUAACAUUCCCUCUUAUGUUAAAGUAGACUUGUGACAUAUUGGACAACUCCUUUUAUGAAACACAAACAUGAGGGGGCAUAAGGGGCUUUAAAAAGAAAUUAAUAAAACUGACUUUCGUUGUCUCUGCUCCACACCUAGAUAGUUACCCCUACCCUUUUCUUUAUAAAUAACUCAGUUUGUUACCGUCACAUUUGCAGAUUUUUUUAUUGUCACGCUGCGUAGUGUUUUCUUGUACAGUUUUGCUUUUUUAUUUUAUUUAUUUUUUUAACUAUUUUGAGAAAAAAGCAUAGCAACAGCUUGCUAACAAUCAUAGAAUUCACAAAAUAGGUUCCUUAAUUUUGUAAUCCUUUUGGAGUAGUGCAGUAUUAAAGGGACAAUCCAAGCCGAUAGCAGCUUAUCCUCUUUGGUCUUUCUAGGAAACUUGGAGGUUUUUUCCACUUUGUCUGUCUUGGCCUAAAAUUUGAUUAUUUUUUGGGGGGGAUUUUUUUUUAUGGCGUCUAUGAACUGCAAUGAUCUGUUUAAUAUUGGUCUAACUGCAAACCCCUUUUUAAUCAAAUAUGUCACAAGGUGAACUAUUUCUCCUAACUGGUUAUGCACAUGAACACUUCAUACACAUUGUCACCAUCUCCAACUGGCUCCUUCACUAGCUCUAUUACAGAUAAAAGUUAUCUGUGAUGUGCCUAUAGCUCCAUUCAUGAGAUAAGUAUGACUUGAGCUAUUGGUAAGCUGAUCAGGCAGCAGCUACUUCUGUCUGUUUGGGCUGCAUUUGUCAUGAAUGAGACUCUUGGCAGUGUUGAACUACGCAUUAUCUAAUCCUCUUAUGGGCGCUCUUAACUGGUCAGUGGCAGCUUGGCUCAAACCUUCCUCAUACUGCGAAGAGGAAGUGAGCAUGGAGGCAGGAGUGCUGGGCAUUGGUGCCCCAACUUCAUUGUUAACCCAUUGCAAGACUAUUUAACCUCUGAAGUUAAAUUACACCUCCUAUGCCCACAACAAUUUAUAGGAACACUCCCACCCCCAGAUCUACAUAAGCGUGUUUUACUGCUAAAUAUUUGAUGUUCUUUUAGAAUCAAUUUUUACAUUAUUGGAAAAUGUUUAUAAAGGUGAUUACAAUGUUUUUGUGAGUCAACUGUAUUAUUUACGGAGAAGUGAUGGUUCAACCUUGAUUGUGCAUAUAUAUUUGAUUCUGCAGGAUUCAAACUUGAUUCUGAAUAUUCUCUUGGGUUUGAUAUAGAGUGGUCAAACUAUACCCUCACAAAUACAAUAAAAAUAAUGCACAUAAUUUCAUUCAGUAAAAGUAAAUUUGUUCAGAUCUCUCUCUCCUAUCUUCUUGUUUUUUUUUGUUUUUUUUUGUUUUUUUAGGGUUUUGUCGUGUUUCAUCCAAAUUGCUAAACUGCAAGCCCUUUUCUAAUUUAAGCGCUCUGCAGGCUGUCUCUUUAAGAUCUGCACUAAAGAUCAGAUUUUUCCUGCUGAUGUCUCUCUUGUAAUUACUAGUAUGUCUGGAAUGUAGCAUAUCAAAACAGAGCAGGAACUCUGGAUGGGGUCUUUGAGCUUCUAGUGUACAUAGCCAGUGUCUGCUUGUGUAUCUCACUAAUAUGGUAACUAACACUUUCCUAGUACCAUGAUUUGCUGUUAAGUGUCUUGUGUUGUAGUUGUGUGUUUUUUUUUUUGUUUUGGUUUUUUUAUUUAAUUUUUUAUAAUAUAUAAACUUUUUUACUAUGAGUGAAUUUGAAUUAAUUUCUCCCUCUUUGGUCUAUCCUAUAUUAGGAUGAAGACAAACGCAUGCUCGCUUUGGGAGGCCACGUGGGGUUCGACAGCCUUCCAGAUCAGCUUGUUAGUAAAUCUGUCACCCAGGGGUUCUGCUUCAACAUCCUGUGCGUGGGUAAGUUGCUUUUCGGUCUGAUGUAUUUAGUAAGAAUUGAGAAUUUGUUUCUGCAUUUAUGGAAGGGUUAAUUUAUAUCCUAGUCAUAAAACCUAUUUAUGUUCCACCUAUUAUUGUAUUAUUGUUGUAGAAACAGAGCGAAUAUAUUAGGGAUCGACCGAUAUUGUUUUGUUUUUAUUAUUUUAGAGCCGAUACCGAUAAUCUGGAAACUUUUAGGCAGAUAGCCGAUAGUUUACCGAUAUUCUGUACAUUAACCAUUUUGAAAAAAAGAAAAUUUCUACACAAAUCUACUGUUAACUGAACAUGAUUAUUAAAAAAAACUUUUUACUGCAAAUCUUUUUCUUUUUUUUUGUGGUAAAUGCACAACAUAUACCUGCCAGUCAGAUUUUGUUUUAUGUUUUCAAGAAUAUUUGUGUUUGUGUGUAGUGAAUGCAGUGACUAUUUGAAUAGUAAAUGCAGUGUGUGUGUUACCUGUCUUAGUGCCCAUCCAUUCACCUUAAUGUUUCUCUCUUCUCUUUUAGUGGUCCCCCCCCCCCUACCCCAGUGUUCCUCUUCCCUCCCCUCCCCUGUCCCAUAGUGUUCACCCCCUGUCCCAUAGUGUUCACACCCCAUGCCAGUGUUCUUUCCUUCUUUCCCCCUCCCCUCCCCUGUCCAUAGAGUUCUUUCCUUCUUUCCCCCUCCCCUCCCCGUCCAUAGAGUUCUUUCCUUCUUUCCCCCCCCCUCGUCUCAGUGUUCUUUCCUUCUCCCUGUCCCUUAGUGUUUUUGGGACAGGGAGAAGGAAAAAAACACUAAGGGACGGGGAAAAGGAAAAAGUGUUUUCCUUCUCCCCCCUCUCCCCGUCCCAUAGUGUUUUCCUUCUCCCUCCUCUCCCCGUCCCAUAGUGUUUUCCUUCUCCCCCCUCUCCCCAUCCCAUAGUUUUUUCCUUUCCUCUCUCCCAUCCCAUAGUGUGUUUUCCUUUCUCCCUCUCUCCGUCCUAUAUAUAGUGUUUUCUUCUCCCCCUCUCUCCCCGCCCCAUAGUGUAAGUUUUCCUUCUCCCUCCCUCUCCCCUGCCCCAUAGUGUUUUCCUUCUCCCUCUCUCUCCCAUAGUGUUUUCCCUUCUCCCUCCUCUCCUCGCCCCAUAGUGUAAGCUUUUCUUCUCCCUCUCUCCUGGCCCCAUAGUGUUUUCCUUUCUCCCUCUCUCUCCUCUGCCCUAUAGUGUUUUCUUCCCUCUCUCCCUGUCCCAUAGUGUUUUCCUCUCCCCGUCCCAUAGUGUUUUCCUUCUCCCCCCUCUCCCCGUCCCAUAGUGUUUUCCUUCUCCCCCCUCUCCCCGUCCCAUAGUGUUUUUUUCCUUCUCCCCUCCACCCCUGUCUCAGUGUCUUUCCUUCUCCCCCUUCCUGUCUAAUAGUGUCUUUUUUUUCUUCUCUCCUCCCCAAGCCCCCAUCUCCUGUCCCAUAGUGUUCGUUCCUUCCAACUGAGAGUAAUAUCAUGCAUAAAUCAACCUGCUGAUAAUAAAUUGCACAACCUGGAUAUAGGCAAGCCCAUCAUGAGAAUAUCGGCAUGGAAAUUUCAACAUGUAGAAGGGAUGUGGCUCCUCUCAAGUGUAGUAGUUCUUUAAGACUCUGCUUAAAAAUCAGCAUAUCUCUGGAUCCAGCGGAUCCAGAUGGUGUGGAUAACUCCAGGAGCUAGCUGAUACAGGAACAACAAUAGUGAUAACGUAAGAAUAAAAAUGAGAAUAAAUGUUAUUGUUGUGACCACAAGAAAAACACAACUUAUCUUAUUGCUCCAUAUAUAUCUCAAAGUAUAUUAUUAGAAAUCCUCUGGGAUUUUAGUUGCCAGUGGUUCCAAUUUGUUAAAAAUGGUACGAUCAGGUGCACCUCUGGAUGUCCUGUUUACUUGGUGGUGGUUAUAUGUAAAGUUCAGACAUAUUCUGCCAGGAUGUACAAUCAUUUGUAUCCAAAUUUUGAAAGUUCUGAGCUUUUGUAAAGCUACUUCUGUUCAGAAUAAAAAAAAGUUGGGUCUUAGUAGAAUCCACUACGAUAUAAACCAAGUUGUUUAUACUGACGUUCAAUGUGGGCAGAGACAUUGCAUGCCUUUAAUAAAAGCUAUUCGAUUCCUCUUUUGAAUUGUAAUAUUGUAAAGCAACAAAUCUGUUUGCACACACUAGUGUAGUGUUUCCCAAUCCCAUCCUCAAGACACCGCAAUGGUCCAUGUUUUGUUAGAAUCACAGAUGAAAGGGACUUGUAGAAAUGCUUAAAUCCUGUAGUGUGUAAUGAGGUCCAUGUGCCCACACAUCCUUGGCGUCACUAACGCCAUCGACUAACCCUAAGAGAGACUUUUUUUUGUGUGUGUUAAACCUCUACAAAAUUAGUUUGACAUAAACUGCAUGGGGGUUGGUGCCUUCAGACUAUUUAGCAUGACAACCAUUACAAACAUCUGCAGUAGCCAUGGUUCUUUGAAUACUCCUUUAUCUUCUAACUGUUGAUCGCUAGUGAUGUCCCGAACGGUUCGCCGCGGACUCAUCAUUGAGUAAACUUUGACCCUGUACCUCACAGUCAGCACACACAUUCCAGCCAAUCAGCAGCAGACCCUCCCUCCCAGACCUUCCCACCUUCUGGACAGCAUCCAUUUUGAAGCUGCAUUCUUAGUGAGCUGUCCAGGAGGUGGGAGGGUCUGCUGCUGAUUGGCUGGAAUGUGUCUGCUGACUGUGAGGUGCAGGGUCAAAGUUUACUCAAUGAUGAGUCCGCGGCGAAACCGUUCAGGACAUCACUAUUGAUCACCACUUAACAAUAUGGUGUCAUCCUAAAUCCCGAAUUUGUCUUGGUUUUUGUGGGCAAAAUAAGGACAUUCCAGUAGUGUAUGUAUUGCCUUUUCUGCAAUGGUGUUUUUUACAAAAAACAUUUUCCCCCCUACUAGGUGAAACUGGCAUUGGAAAGUCAACACUCAUGAACACUCUCUUUAACACCACAUUUGAGACCGAUGAAGCUAGUCACUAUGAGAAUGGUGUUCACUUGAGACCACGUACAUAUGAACUCCAUGAGAGUAAUGUGCAUCUGAAGCUGACAAUAGUGGACACUGUAGGAUUUGGAGACCAAAUUAACAAAGAUGACAGGCAAGUAUCAUUACUUCUUCUUUUGUUUGGCUUCAGUGUAACAAAACAAAUGCAAUGUUUAAGGUCUUUUAGAUCUUGGCAAUCACUGAAGCAAGUUCAUUCAUAAAGUUGAUAUAUUUUGCUUCUGGUUUGAAGAAUUUUCAUUAUGUUUCUUGAUAUGGCUACUAUCUGUCUUGGUAGGUGCCACAAUCAGGGCUUAAAAUUUGAAGUCCUAGGGAUGUAUAUCCUCUCUCUUCUUUUCUGCAAGCAUUUUCUUAAGACGACACUAUAGGCACCAAAAUAACUUUAGCUUAAUAAAGCAGUUUGGGUUUAUAGAUCAUGCCUCUGAAGUCUCGCUGUUUAAUUCUUUGCUAUUUAGGAGUUAAAUCGCUUUUGUUUCUCUUUAUGCUGCCUUAGCCACACCUCCCCUGGAUGUGACUGACACAGCCUGCAUGAAAUAAAUGUUCACUUUCAAUUCAAUGUUAACUUACUUUAGAAGUUUUUAUCUUCUUUGUAGAUUGAAGUUUAAUCACACACAGGAGACUGCUGCAAGAUCUGGCAAGUUAACAGAGCAGCAGAGAACAAACUCUAAGUUAAACUGACUGUGCCAUAAAGGAAGUGUAAACAUUAGAUCUCACUUUACAGAAAGUGUUUAGGAAGGCUGUGCAAAUCACAUGUAGGGGGUUGUGACUAGGGCUGCAUAAACUCCUAAAGGGCAGAUUAAGCAGUGAGACUGCAGGGGGAUGAUCUAUAUUCCAAAACGGUUUCAUUAAGCUAAAGUUGUUUUGGUGCCUAUGGUGUCUCUUUAAUACUUGUCAGGUGACCAAGUCAUCAUUGAAACCCUGUUUAUGAAAUGUAAGCACUAUUUCAGAGAGAGAACAAUGUGUAAUCAAUCAGUCAAAGCAAUAAUCAUUUUUUUUUUUAAGUGUCUUAUCUAGAUGAAAAAAUGCUAACAAAGAAUAAAUCAAAAUGUCAGGAAGGUCUCUGACCUAUGAGGUUUCUUUCAUUUGUUUUAUUUACAUGAGCCACAUCGUAUUUAAAUAAUGCAGUUGCCUUUAUUUAAUGGUAUAUUACCUUGGAUCAGUGUUUCCCAAUUGGUGUUCUGCGGAACCCUAGGGUUGUGCGAGAACAAAAUUGGGGUUCCGCCAUGAAGUGCCCCAUCCAAGAUGGCCGCCGCUCCCUGCUGUUCCUGGAAGGUCGGAAACAGCAGAGAUCGCGCGGUCGCAAUCUUAUAAAGAGAUCUCGAGAUUGUUCCACACUUAUGCAUGCCUGUCCGGUGUCUGCUUGCCCAGCGUCAUUUAAGGUAGGAAUUCCUCCCAGCCCAGUAUUCCUUCAUUCCUCUCUCCUCCCAGCAUUCAUUAACUCUUCUCUCCUCCCAGGAUUCCUCUACUCCUUUCCUCCCUGUAUUCCUCCACUACUCUCUCCUCCAGUAUUCCUUCACUUCUCUUUCCUCCCUGUAUUCUCCCAUUCCUCUCUCCACUCGUGUUAAGCUGCCUUACACUGACUUGGCAUAUUGAUCCAAUAUCGAAUUUAUUUUGAUAAAUACUCCAUGUAGUUCCCUAUUCUCACAAGAGCAGGGGUUUGACUUUUGGUUGAAGUGAGGCUUGCUUUCAUAGUGACAUAUAGUGUUCAUGGGAGUAGCUGCAAUUUAUUCUAACUUGUUAGAGUGAAAUGAGAGUAUACAUGAUUUUGGCAAUUUUAAAAUCAUUUUUUAUUUUUACUUAUUUAAAUAUAAUUUUAUUUAAAUAUUUGUAUUUUAAUUUUUCUGCAUCAGUAGAAAUCUGUGAUAAACCAAAAAAUGUUUUUUUGUUUUUUUAAAUUCUUUAUUUUGUCACAGUCAACAAGAUAUAUAUAUAUUGCAUGUAAUACAUUCAAUGAAGCAUAUCACUGUUUUUACUCUUCUGCAUACAUUGGUGGGAUAGCGAUGUUGGCUGUGGUAUUUUGUUUUAUGGUAAUGUAGCUUGUUACUGCCAUGGUCAUGUCUUUAGCGAUGGUUGUGGUUAGUGUAGGAGUCUGGGACAUGUAUGGCUCUGUGGUUUCAAAAAGUGAGAGAAAAUGCGAUAUAUUUCUAUGGCGGGUUGGGUGCUGAGUGGGCACAGCUCCGCUUUGGUAGAGUAAGUGUAAGUGGUUCCUAGCGCGGAGCUGGGGGGGUAAGGUGUUCGUUAAGGAGCUAAUGUUUCUGAGUUACGACUUGUUUAGGUCUGGGAGGUGGCGGAGAUGGGUGUGACCCGCUGUUAGUGCAUGGUGUGGUAUGUUGCGCGGUGUCUAAGCGGUGUAUGUAACAUAAACAACAACAAACAAAAAAGAAAAAACAAACAAAGAGGGUACAAUACCCACGGCAUAACUUAUGCUGCAUCUACGGUUUCUCAACGUGAGGCUGGCCCUAUGAGGUGCCUGUGCCUCACAAUACGAGGGAAAAAAUAAAACUAAAAACGAUAAAAACGAUAAAAAUAAAGAAUCCCAAGAGGUUAAGUAACCAUAUAUAAAGGCAGCUAUAUAAAUGAAAAAAUGUAAUGUCCAGAGUCACGUGGUUGCACGGUUGGGUAGGUUCCGAUUUGCCGGGAUGAACGGGACAGAGUUGGCCAGGUCCCAUGUUGUCGGUGCCGGCGUUGCUGCGUGGUUCAGGCCCAGAUUGGUCAGGGUUGCCUCUAUCUGCGAUGCCUCCGCUACCUUGAUCUCCGUGUUUUGGUGCUGGAUAAUGAGCGUGUGUGUUGGGCCCCAUCGGUACUUGAUUCCGUUCGUUGAUAGUAUGGAUGUGAGGGGUCGUAGCGUCUUCCGCCACUGAAGCGUCGGUCGAGAGAGAUCUGAGUAGAAGGUAACGUCCAUAUCCUCAAAGUGGAAUGGGGGUUUCCCCCUCACUGCUUUCAAGAUGGCUGCCUUAUCUUGGCCAUUUUGGAAUUUGACCAGUAGGUCGCUGGUGUUGGAGGCCGCAGCUGCAGGAGGCUUUGGGAGCCAAAACAUCCCCUCUAGUGUGAUGCCUUUUGCCUGUUUGGGUGUCAACAGUGCUGUGAAGAGUCUGCGCAGGCAGUGGGGUAGUUCUGCUUGUGUGAUAGUGUCCAUGAGGCCCCUGAUCUUAAGGUGUUUCCACCUUCUCUUGUCCUCCAUUGCUGCUAGUUGGUGGCUCAGAGUGGUGUGAGCUGCAGUGAGAGUGGCAAUCUGAUUCUGCAGACCUUGGAUGUGGGCUGCAUGUGUUGUGGCUGUCUGCUCUAUUAUAUUUAGGCGCCCAUUGAACCCCUUGAGGUCUUCUCUCACCUGGGAGAUUUCUGAGGAGAGGCUGUGACGGAGAUCCGCCAGGAGGCCGGUAAGUAUCCCUGUGGUGAGAGGUUCUGACCCUUUGGCUGCUGGCUGGGCAGAUGUUGUAGGGUUAAUUCCACUCUCUUCUGUGUCGUGGAGGGAGUAGUCAGCCGAGUCGUCUGAGAAGUCUCCCAUGUCCGCCGCCAUGUCAGUCCUCCCCACGCCAUGCGGUCCCCUCAGGAGGUCGCCGAUAUCGGCACAGAAUCUCGGUCGAUCCGGACGGGGCUUUUUGGUUUUUCUCCCCAUCGUAAGGAGAGUUGUCCGGGGCUUGUUGGGGGGUGUUGUACCCCUAUGUUCGGCAGGAUUAGGGUGUUUUUCGUGCCCGUUUAUCGGAGCUCAUGCAGAGAGCGACCGUUGCCGUCGGAUGCUAGCUCCGCCCCUCAUAAACCAAAAAAUUUUAAUUCUAAGAGCUGUUAACAAAGCAAGCGUCCUUUGGUAGUAAAGUAAAUUAAAGCAUCCUUUGGUAGUAAAGUGUUCUCUUUACUCUGCGAUUAAACAAAAGUCCUGAUUAUGUUCAUUUCUUUCUAAGAGCUUUAUAAAAACAAACAAACCCCCCCCCCCAAAAAAAAAAAAACAGCAUCCUUUGCAGUCAGGUAGUGAGACCUGUUUAAGUGUUCUAAUUUUUUUGCUCCAAGACUGAUUUAAAAUCCUUCUUACAUUAAGUUUUUUCUGAGCGCAAGAUAAAAAAAACAGCAUCCAUUGCAGUCAGGUAGUGGGGUCUUUUUAUUUUUUUACCAACCAACAACCAUGAAUUUGGACAACUGGUAAAAACAAGGAACUAUGAAGAGAAAAAGGAUUACUACUAAUUGUUUGACAAUUUUAGAAACUGAGAAGACGAUACAACAAGAAAACAAGUCCAAAAGAGUUGAAUCUACUGUUCAAGUAGCAGAGAAAAGUGACAAAUCAAAGAAAAAAAGAAAAGCACACAAUGCUACCCAAUCAUCUUCUCAAAGAAAACAAAAUAUGAUGACCGCUACUUGUCCUUUGGAUUCACAAGUGCCAUAAAUAAAAAUAUAAUUCAAGCACAGUGCUUAGUUUGCUAGAAAAUAUUGCCAAACAGUUUGUUGGCACCUGCUAAAUUACGUCGUCAUUUUGAGCAAAACCACCCAGAGUACAAAGAUAAAGACAUUGCCUCUUUUUAAGCGAAAGCUUCAGUAGUAUCAGAAGACCAAACAGUUUGAGCAAAAUAUUUGAAAAUGAUAAUAAAAGGCCAAUUAUUAAAAUGUUUGUGCUACGACGCAAAAAAUUUUUUCAGGGUUCCACGAUGUUGGUAUACUAUAUCAAAGGGCUCCACGGGAAAAAUUAAUUGGGAACCCCUGCCUUAGAUCAAGUGAGUCUGACAUUUUUGCCAGGGUGAAACAUACAGUUUAAUUAUAUAUAACACAGUCAUUGCUUUUUAGAUGGUUAAUGGAUUAUUGACAAAGCUCCACUGUAUCAUUUUAGCCUCUGGAAAUAGCACCUGUUGACAGUGCUCAAUAUAAAUAAUAAGAGACUCAUUGCAUAAUUUAAAAUAUACAAAACACAGACCGCUUUACCUGGGGAUCUUCAGUGUCAUCUGUCCUCUCCACUGGGUUCCCAGCAAGUCCUGCGGGACCCUGAGGAUUCUUGAAAUAUUAGAAUACCACUGACAUUCUAGAAUUUCAAGAAUCUGUUUGAACUCUGCUGGGAAAAGGCUAAUCAUAUUUGAUUAAUCACAGUUAAAGCAGCUAAUUUGGACAAGUAGACUAUUUAUUUUAAAAAAAUAAAAAUUGUUUAACAUGUUACAUAUACCAAAGUGAGAUUGUGUUUCUUGUUGAACUGUAUCAUCUGACCUGUCAGCCAACGUAGGGAAACGGUUAUAGAAAUUCUGUAGGGCUGGAGAAAUUGUAUAAAAUGCAUAAAGUAACUUCUGGCAUGAUUGGAAUGUCACCCUUUAUCCCACAAUGCAUCAUACUGAUUGGUGAACUGGAAGCCUAAAAUAGUUCUUGUUAAGACCUCCAGUUAGUUGGUGAGAAAUACGGCUUAUGCGAUUACUUGGCAGGUUAGUAGUAAAGUGGAAGAUUAAAAAAAGCAAAAAGGUUUAGACUACACUAAAUUCAAAUAGUUUUUUUUUAACUGGCUAGCUCUGCAUUUAAGUCUAUAUGUGUAAGUGGUUGCCUAAUCUUAUAUGUAUGAGCCUAUAAUUGUGUGUGUGUGUGUGUGUGUAGCUAGUGUAUGGGAGAGCAGAUUAAAGUCGAGCUAUCCAUUCUCUGGGGUUUGUCACUGGUUAGCAGUGCUUACUAGAGUGAGUAGUGCAGCAGAGAUAAGUUGAAAGAGAUACAAGCAUCCCUCAUACUCUGCAUUGUCUAACAACGCAACGACAACACCACAUGAUGCACUGGGCAUCUGCAGGGAAGUGCCAUAUGAGUACAGGAGAGCCAUGUGCGCAUGCAGCACCAUAGGGGUUUGGUUAAUAGCACGGUAUUAUUAUUGGUAUUUAUAUGGUAAUUUUAUAUGGUAUGUCUUUCCAUAUAACCUACCAAUUAGGAAAUUAGAUUUUUGGUUAGUGCCAGGAUGGCAUAAAACACAUUAUGCUAUUGGAUUAAUUUCCAAAAGGUAGCCUCUCUCUGCCUCUGUAUUGCUAUUAUUAUUUAUAAUGCACCAACAAAUUCUGCAGCACUGUACAGUAGGUAGGCUAACAGACAUGAGGGUGUUGAGGGACAUGCACAAAUGAGCUUACAUUCUAGAGCGAGAGGGCAAAGUGGCACAAGAGGUAAGGGCAGGAUGUAUUUCAGUUAUGGGAAAAAUGAGGUUUCUAUAAUCGUUUACAGUGAAGGGUUAGUUUCUUUGAACGACACUGUUGCAGGAAACAAAGCAAAAUUGAUUACUAUGGUGCGCGGGAGGGAAAGCUAUUUACCAUUUAAUGGAUAUGCUUUUCUAAAUAAUUGAUUUUUAAAUGAUCUUUUGAAGGAACAGAGUUGGGUGAGAGUCUAACGGAGCAGGCAAGGGAGCUCCAUAGGAAAGGCGCAGACCUUGAGAAGUCUUGAAAAUGAGCGUCAGAGGUGCGAGUGGGAAUAGAGGAUAGAUACAGAUCUUUGACAGAGUGUAGGGGCCUGAACAGCACAUGUUUGUAUAGUGAGGAUAGGCAGGUACGAGCAGCGUAAUGUAGAGAUUAGUAUGCAAGCACAAGAAUUUUUUUUAAUUGAGUCCUAAAUCUUACUGGAAGCCAGUGUAAGGACUGAGGGGGGAGGCAUGUCACUCACAAACAUUUACUUGGACUCUGCAGUAUGUUUUCAGCUAGAGAUAUAGAGACCGUUCAUUAUCUCCCAUUACAGCAUGAUUAAAAUUGUAGAUGUGUGAAGUUCGUACUUUUUAUGUUCAAGAUAACACAUUGAAGAACUGUCCCACGUCAGAUUUUUGCACACAGCCAAUAGCAAAUGGUUUUUGUCACUGGGCUCUUAGUGGGGGGGUCCUGAAUUAUUGUCAAGUUGCACACAAGGCUCCCUGUUAAUAAAUCAAUCCAGACUGAGGGCUGGACAUGCAGGAAGUAGUGUUUCAGUGCUCUCUGCAGGGUCCUAGUGCCCUGUGUGUAUUGUGAGCUUGGGCUACACUCUUUGGGGACAGUUAAAAACCCUGCUGUGAAAAUUGACGCAUUUGGGAGUCAUGCCAUGGGUGGAGUGUGGCCAGGGGCGCUGCUGUCCUGAGAACUUUUAGGUGACUUAAUGAUUUAUGCAACUAAAAUAUAAAUGAGAAUGACUGACUGGAUUCUAUUUUUUUUUUUUCAUUUAUUCGGACUGAUUUCUUAACACAUUUAUUGUAGCUUAACCCCUUAAGGACCAAACUUCUGGAAUAAAAGGGAAUCACAUGUCAUGUGUCCUUAAGGGGUUAAAGGCAGAUUACUGUGAAUAUUAUUGCUGUGGAGCUCCGUUAUGCAAUGAAAAACACCAACAAUAUGGAUCUCCUAGAAAAGAGGGACAUCAUGAUAGAAAAGAUGGACAGAUGGCAUACUUCUCAGGGUUCCUUAUUUAAAAGGGAUAGUCCAAAAUCCGUCAGUCAUGGACCUGGAAGGCAUUUUUAGUCCAAAGAUUUGACACCUCUUGUGUUAAACCUGUUUAUUUGGUGGGGUGAACCAGUCAUUAUUGAAAUUUGGCUUUUCAAUUGAUGUAGAAAUUACCAUCUAACUUGCAUUUGUGUUGGUAGAACUUCUGAUGAAUUCCCAAGCGUUUAUCUGCAUUAGUUAUGCUAUUCAGUUUAGUAAAUUAGGUGUAAUGAAUCAUCAAGCCACUGCCAUGAUUUGGAUUUAAAAUGAAUCUAGAAUUUAAUUUAACAAAAUAAAUUCUUUAAAAUGCCUGCAGCACUUAUGAAGCCGAUAAAAAAAUAAUAUUGCAGAGAAUAAUGACACAGCCUCAUUGGUCGGUGCUGUCCUAUGGUUACGCUAUUGACUUAUCAAGUCCAUCUAAAGAUGUGCCAUGGUCAACUGCUAAAAGGGGCUCUGUCACCUCAAAUUUGCCUUUCUGUAUUGCUUCUUAUUCUCAAUCUUUCAGAAUCUGUUCUUUUCUUUGUAUCGGAUCUAUUUAUCUUUAAAACAUUAGACAAAGUAAGGACUACAUUGUUUGUGUAUUUUUCAAACGCUUGAAAAUCCUGACUAGGUUUUUUUGUUAAACUAAGCAGAGCUUGCCCUUAAUCUUCACCCUUUGUCUUAUGUAUUUUUUCCUAUGACAAUCUUGAUUUCAAGAGAAAUAGAUUAGAAAAGAACAGAUUCUAAAAGAGGAAGAGAAGUGGAAACUGGAGACGGUCAAGUUUGAGGUGACAGCCACUUUGAGUCAACAGCCUGUUCCAAAAUGAUGUCGCCUCACAUAGUUCUGCAAUUCCCUAAAUACCUGUGUGUGUGUGUGUGUGUGUGUGUGUGUAUAUAUAUCGACUAGUGUGAUUUAUUUUAUUUAAAUGUACAUAUUUUUUACAGCCCCGUGUAUAUACGUUGCAUCUAUAGUUACACCUAUUGUACAGUGCUACAGAAUUUGUUAGUGUUUUAUAAAUAAUAAUAUACGUUACCCUGUGGAUGACUGGUUUAUGUGCGUUUCUAAAUGUCUUGAUGAGAAAAGCUAGUGAUUUAAAACAACUUUCACCUGUGAUCAGGCUUUUUGUUUUACAGAAAUGCAGUGCUCACAACACACAGCCUAAAUUCUUUUGAAAUACAAUUUAUCAGCAAAGAAGCAUACAAGUUAACACAGAGUUCUGCUUACAGUUGAUAAAGCUGAAUGAGUUGUUGGUUAUCCCUAAGGCUAGCGCCAACAGCUGGAGCAAUUCACGUUACUGAAACCUGUGUAUCAGUGAUAUAUAACCAGGUGACCCGAGUGUUUAAAGCCAUCGUUUACUUUUUGUGAUAGGCCAUAAUUAAAGUGAUCUUUCUUUUGCUGUUUGAUUAGACUUUCCCAGAAGUAUGUGAGCUGUCUGGAAGUUACCUGCCACAAUCGUUAGGGAGGCAUAAAUCACAGGAAAAUAUUUCUACCACACGCUUUCCAGUAAAGCCUUGGAGUCUUGGCAGUGACAUAAGGUGUCUGUGGUUUUUAAUUUUAUUAAUAACUUGUCAUUUAUAAAUCCUUAAUGCUGCUGUCAGGAGAAGUACGUGAUAGCUUGGAGCAUGUCGUGAACUCCUAGUUUUAAAAAAGAAAGAAAAGCCUAUACCGUUGUAACAUUGACAUGUAUUGUAAAACCCUUAAGACUUUAGUCUUUAAAAUAGGAAUUAGGCAGACAAAAAAAAAAUGAAAAUAUUAGACAAAAAUAAGUGAAUUUGAAAAUGUUUCCACCCUGCAGAUUUUGGGUUGAAAAUAGCUUACCUUGAGCAUUUCUCUUAAUUACUGCUUUAUAAAUAUAUAAUUUGCUUCUGUUUUGUAUGGCAUUUGUGACUACAUUUCCUGCCAAAGGGGUUGUGAAUUUUUUUUUUUUUUUGGGGGGAGGAUGGGGUAGCAACUUAUUAAAUGAGCACUAUAAGCACCACAACCACUGCAGCUUGAUGUAAUAGCUCUGGUGCAUAGAGGCUAUCACUGCAUUGUAAGAGGGACUUUGUGGAACUGUCCUGUUUGGCAUAUGCACACUAAGCAUGACUUUUACUUUACUUCAGUUGACUCCAUGUAAUAUAACUGGAGCAUUAUUGUUCAUCUUCAGGGGUUCUCAUGAGUUGUUUCCAAUUGUCUCUGUUCUAAAAUGUGCUAAAUAUGUUUUCAGUUUUACGUAGCUGGACUUGAUUUGCCUGGUAUUUAGCAAUAAAACUUUCCCCAUAAUUGUGUGUGUGUGUGUGUGUGUGUGUGUGUGUAUGUAUGUAUGUAUAUAUAUAUAUAUAUAUAUAUAUAUAUAUAUAUAUAUAUUAUAUUAUUGCUCAUUACACAGUUUUCAUUGUGUGUCCCAUCUUACUUUACUGAAAGUUGUUUGAUUCUCCUGGUCUUUCUGUGCCACUAGCCUGUUUCAAUGGCAUUCCUUACUAUUCUUUUUACCGGCAUCCUUGCUUUGCAUUUGGCCCUUUUUUAUUUAAUUUAUUUUUAACAAUGUUCUUAGUGAACCUUUUUAUAAGUACACUCUUAUAAAUUAAAGAAAGCACUGCUAGUGACUACUUGAUCCAAUUUAAUCCAAUGUUACUUUGAAAUAUGUGAUGCAGGAAUUAACUUUCAAUGAAUGGAGCCAAUGACAAUCUUUCAUCGAAUACAUCAAAAGGGGAAACUACCUGUGGCGGCCUACUCACAGGGAAUCUGAGUGUCGCCACCAAGGACUCAGUUUGUCUCUGCGAUUAUAGCUCAGAGAGCAUAGUAUAGUGUUAUAGCUGCUCUAGCAGGUUUAUCCCAAGCUCUUGCCAAGACUUGGUGUAGAGUAAGGUAGAACUUAUUUUAUUGGGAAAACUGCACUUUUUUUUUUUUACUUGGGUCCUCAACAGGAGGUUCCCAGAUGAACAAUAUCUCUUGUGACAUACCUGGCACCUAGGAGUCCAUGCCUGACCAGAUAAUUGAAUUGGCGUCAAGACAUCUUUGCACCGGUUAACAAUUUAACAUAAAAAGCAUGGUUCCAUUGUCAUAUUCCCCAAUAAAUGCUGUCAUUGGAAAACUGUCUUCUAAAUGGCUCCUGAGACCAAAAAGGAGCUCAGAUCGGAAAUGGCUAGCCUGAGUUAGUUGGGAGUAAAGUUCUGACGGGGCUGCGAUCGUUCUCUGAUCCACAGCAAAGUUCCAUAGCGCUGGUUUGGAAAUCCUGGUCACCUAAAAUGAUGGUGCUCUCAGUUGAUACAUGGAGCUCCAUCAAGUCAUGGGUAUGAUGCCUCAUCACCUCCUCUAUCUCCCCUCCAAAUAGCGUUUGGAUAGGUGACUCUGAGACCGAGAGCUCCCAUGACAAAGUUUUACUGGACUACGGCAGCUCCGCCAUCCAAUGAGAAGUUGAAGGUUGCUACACAGUGCCUCUUCGACCUUCCUGCGGGUCUACAAUGUGUCUUGGGCCAGUUGGAAGGGUGCUGGGCUGGGAGAGGCAAUUAAGUUGAAAAUAGUUAUUUUUAGAGGUGCAUGGUGGUUGGGAGACACGUACAAUUCCUGGGUGACCGGGUGAUCUGUCACGCUACCUCUUUUUCUGUAAAUUGCACCAUUGAAUAAAACAUUUAACAUCUUUUAGAACUUUUGUUACUUUUUUUUGCAUUUUCUUUUAAAUUUAAAUCAAAUUUCCAAAACUUGCUCACAAUCUACAUCCAUCCCGCACAGCUAGAGCACACACUGCAAAUCAAGUUGAGAAAUACAAACAUUGUGUUUAUUUCUCCUCUCUUCUGUAUACUUUGACUGCCAAGUGUGAAGGACAGAGCUUACAGCAAUGAUUGGCAGAGAGCCAAAUUGGACACCCCUUGUUGUAGGAUAAAAAGGUGUGGAUUCCUACAUUUAGUUUUAUUCUUCACACAUAAGAAAUAAAUAUUUGUGAAUACAGAACUUAGGUAAACAUUAACAUCAUAAGAAGUGAGUGUUCCCCUUUAAUUGUUGCCCCAUCCACUGUAUACAAGAAGUACAUAAUAAGAAAGGUGACCUAUUUUCAUUUGGGCCAGUUAUCAUUUUCCCUUUGACCUUGCUCCAAUCCUGUGCAUAUUUUAUUUAUUUAUUUCUUGUUCCUGUGUCAGCCCUAAUGUUCUUUUUGAGCUACUCGUUGCAGGUCAUCUCCGAUUCUGACUGAACGUGGCUCUGUUGUAAGACACGUGCCCUGCUGGUGCACUUGCUCUUGCAAACGCCUCUGGAGAAAACCUCCCAUUCAAUGACUUUUGUCUUGCAAUAAAAGGUAGCUUUGUAUAGUGUUCACAAGCCUAACCCACGCUACCUCUUCUGUCUUUAACCCUUAAAUUCCCCAAGAGAUUUAAAAAUUAUUUAUUUAUUUUUUUAAAUUGUUCUAAAAGUUGGUUAAUGCAUCAACCAAAUUGAAAUGCUAUUUGUUGUUUCAUUAUUGUUGUUUAGUGUGAAAUUUCAGAAAAUUAUACACUGCAUUUCCUCAUGGGAGUCCUGUUUCUUUGAAAUAUUGUUACUUUGCUAUUUGCCAUAUGUUUCCACACCCUUUAUGGUUGUCAGGAAUCUUGUUCAUCUACCCGGACUCUUCCCAUAUGUAUAAUAAUGCCACAGGAAGAAAGGUGUGGACAGAUUAUAUAGAUUAUAGAUGUGUGUUUUCAUGUUGCUCACGAAAAUGGAAAAAAAAAAGUGUGUGUGUCAUAUAGGAUAAACAAUCUAUAGAACACCAAUGAAUGUUUUAGGCAGUGUUUUGUCUGUGAAACUGUUAAUGUGUUUGCCAGACCUUCUGUAGAGCAGCAAUGUUGAGCCAGAAUAGUGGAACAUUUUACCAAUUUUCAUAACUUAUGUGUUUUGUUGUACACAGCCCUGAGUACUAUUAAAUUUAGAGUUGUGUGUUAAAGGUCACUACGACAUCUCCAGGCAUUAAAUGUAUGCGUAAAGGGAGAAAUUUAUCAAGAUGAAAACCAAAGCUGCUCUGGGGCAAAAAAGCUAAAUAAAGAGAAAUCCCCAUGGAAACCAGUAGAAUGUCUCACAAAGUUUAGCACGUUGUACUUAAAAUAACACCUGGUUGCUUUUAAUAAAUUUCCUCCAUGAUGUCUUAUUUGUAGAAAUACAUUAAUACCAGGUCUGCAAAUUACUGGUGAAAGUGGUGAAUUAGCUUUUCGACUCUCAAAACCUGGUUAUAUCGAAGAUCCAGCUAGAAAUGUUCUUUGUAGGUAUGGUUGCUAGAUCAGCCAUUUUUUUUCUGGACAGGCGGUACUUCAUAUUUUUGCCCUGAGUUUUGUUUUUCGUAGUUUAGAAAUCCUAUAUUGUUGAGUUCUUAUUUCAGCAAUUGGAUUCUAUAUGCUGCAGGAUACCACUUAUUGUUCCUAUCAAUAUAGAUGUGAUAUGUGUCCAGAAAAACAUGGCGGGCCUGGCUCUUCUAAUGCUUGCACUGUAUACAAUUAACACCAUUUACACACUGACCUGAAUUUCUGUUUUAAGUCUAAAAUGCUGCUGUAUUAGGCAUCUAGUAAUAAAUAUAUAUUUAUUUAAGUCCAUCACCUGAUGGAAAGAGGUUUAUUAGGAAAUGACAAUGAAGAAAAUGGUUACAAUUCUACGAUAACCACAGCUUUACAUGGUGUCUUUUUGCAGUUACAGGUCAGUCGUUGAUUACAUUGAUACUCAGUUUGAGAAUUACCUCCAAGAAGAGCUCAAAAUUAGACGUUCCCUUUUUGACUACCAUGACACAAGGAUACACGUCUGUCUGUACUUCAUCACACCCACGGGUCACUCGCUGAAAUCUCUGGAUCUGGUUACAAUGAAGAAACUGGAUAGUAAGGUAUGGUAUGCAACCGAGAUGGAAAUUCAUACAUUUCUGUAGAGUGACGUCACAACCAAAACAGCAUGUUUGCCCCAGUGGAAUCUUGACUUGUGCCUGUGAUGCAAACUCAACAGCCACAUACAACAUGCAUGCUUCUCGUCUGUUGCUUUUUCAUCUAUUUCUAUAGUACAUGCUCAACCUCUGCAUAUGUGCUGCUACUUGUGGAAGGGAGUGAGAGACUUAAAGGAACAAUCAAUUUAAAAAUGUGUGUGUGUAUGUAUAUAUAUUUAAAUGUAACAAUUUAGUAGUUUUAGCACCAAGAAAACAUGCAUAUAUUAAAUAUUUAUUUCUGCAGACCAGUUUGCAGCCUUUGCAAGCUCUUCCUCUUUUUCUCAUUGAGAAGCCUGUUUGGAGCCGCACAUGCGCACAGCUUUCUUGUGCUUCUUAUUGAGCUGUAGUAAUGCUCAUUGAGAAGGGUAAAAGGCAGGCUAUACUAGCCCAAAUUCUGUGGAACUAGCAGAAGCCGCUGUCUGAAAACUGGGGAGGCGUUUCGGCUAUAUUUAAUAAAAGUGCCAAUUUCUAUUAAAAUCUGCACUUAAAUAAACUGUCAUAAAUCUCUCAGACUGCUGAAGUGCUUUAUGUGUCUGCAAUGUUUGUCUAAAUAGUUAAUUAUUUGGAAGUUUUCCAAUAUGCAGUGAAAAUGGAGCAAUUUUCAGCAUUACAAAAUUCCCAAAUUGUUAUUAUUACCGCCAUGCUGUAGUUUACAUAAAAUAUAUACAAGGAGUUUAGUUUGGUUUUUGAUUAGAAUUGUGAUACCGGCAAAAUACAUGCAAUCUGUUUUAAGAACAAAUUGUAUACUUGCCAGGAAGCAGAAAAUAAAUGAAAAUACAUGCACGCUAUUCACAUAUCUCAGGAAAUACUUUGAAAUCUUCAUUGCCGCAGUCAUCUGAUAUUCAAUAUUGGUAAAACCACCAAAUUUAGUCAUAAUUUUACAGAUUUUUUUUUUAACAAAUGGUGGUAUCUGUGUGUACACAUCUAGUGGUGUAGUAUAGAAAGUCAAAUAGACAAAAAAAAAAUAGAUGCCCUCACAAAGAAAUGACAAAAGUACACAUUUCACAUAACUCAUAUCUGUAAUCUUCUUCCUCGUCUUAUGUGGUUCAACUUGAUUUGCAAAAAGAAUAGAAAAUUUAAUUUCACAGCAAUCCUAAAUUUGUAUUAAAAUAUGCACACUUACAUAUUCUAGUGAUUGAUUGUCCACCUCACCCUUCCUUCUGGAAGACUGCAUAAUACUUUUCAUAUCUAGUGUAAAAUUCCCAGAGUGUGGAAACAAUGAUACUUAAAGCGACAAAACCCACUACAGACCCAUUUAAGUUGCGGUAUAGCCUUACACGUUGCAUGCAAACUUAUUCAAUGGCAAAAAAUAGUUGAAGCAAUGAGUGUGUAUGUGUCGUGCACAUUUACUCUUUCCUACUUUGCUGGGUACUUGGAUAAUUGGAGAACGUGGUUCCUAGAACACACUUGGCAGCAAGCAUAAUUACAAACAGUGAACACAUGCAGGAGUAGUCCAUGCCAAUCAUGAUACCCUGUUAUAUAAGUUGGUGUUUUGCAUCAGAAGCCAGUCUGUUAAUUCUCACCACGCAUCACAAAUUAGCUUCGUGAACAAGUCCACUCCAAACCCAGUUAUAAUGCAAACAAAGAACAGGAAAAUAUAUAGUUUUAGGUUACAAUUUAUAGCUACUAAAGAACAGGUAAUGCUUCCAACAAUCAAGCAGGAUGUUGCAAGUAAAAAGAUAAAAAGGAGCAACACUGACAUCCAGCAAUAGGGUCUGUUGAUUGUCCCAUAAUGUAACAAGGCUAUGAAAGCCACAUUUUGCCAAAUGCAAUGGGAGGGGAUAUCCCAUAUACAGCUGUAUUGCAUCUUUAUGUGAAGAGUGUCCCCUAUUUUUUAAUUUUGCAAACAGUGCAUUUUUCAAUAGAAAUGAACACUUAUCAAUAUAACUUAACCUGGUUACAUCCCCCUGGCUUUCACACAGACAACAGGUUACUUCCUGGCUUGUUUAGCUCUUUACACAAUUGCCUGCCUCUUGAAUUCAGCUUCAAAGCACCUCCCUUGCAAAGACUUCUUAUUGAGCUGCACUGGCAAGUCUGUGAUUGGACAGCCGCACAAAGUCUGAGCGGGGCUUGAAGUCAUGGGUUUGUAAUCGUAGCAGACAAGAGAACUGCAAGUUUUUCAAGCUGUUUUUAAAUAUACCCCAAUGAGAAAAAUAUGCAUAAUUUAAUGCAUGAAAGUUUUCAUUGGUUUAUAUCUACUUAACAGGGAUUAAAAAAAAAGUGCAUUUGGGCAGUGGAGUGUUCCUUUAAUGAAAUUACAAUCACCCAAUCACAUGCACAUAAAAUUAUCCAGCCACAUCAUCCAACUGGUCACACUCAUGCAUCAUACAUGCUUUGCUACACACACCUGACUAGCUUUACAAUCACCCCUACAUAAACAUAGACUAGACCACGGAUCUUUAUAUCAAUACAUAUACACUCGUGCACAAACACAUUAGCAUGCAUUGACCCACCCUACCACACAGACACCACACAGACAUAGUUACACACUGCAUGUUAUUCAUAGAAAGACCUAUGUAAUUUAUUUUCCUCUCUCUCUGUCCUUGCCCUAUUAAGGGAGGGAGAUGGGCUUCAUGCUUUGUCUGGUGUGUAGUGUUGGGGGACACGAUAGUUGUGCACUUGUCAGCAUAGCCUUUACUUCUGCUCGCUGCUCAUGGUUCGCCUGCCAGUGGGUGCCAUGAUAUGGACUUGUGCAGUACAUGCUGAACUGUGUCCUGUCUUCUCCAUCCAAAGCGCCACCUGAUGUACAGUGUGUAUGUGUUGCAUUGGGGUUGGUCAGCAAUAUGACCAUCUCAAAACUCCUCCAUCAUAAAACUCUGUAAACUAAAAUAAAUGUGUAGAAAUCCAUUUCUCUUGGUCUUUUUCUGUCUAGAUAACUAUAUUGCUAGGUCUCAAUUACCAAAAUGUGUUCUAGAACAGCAAGCCGUAUCUUUAGCUAAAACAGUGUUUUCCUUACUCUAUUUGAAACUUUGGGAGUACACCCUGUAUGAAUGAACUUUAUUCUGUGUAUUCACAAUUUACAAAGUAAAGGAAAAUGAUCAGUGUGAACAAGGACCAAACGCAGACACAGUCACACACCCAAUAUUUUUGUGUCUCAUUUUAAAGAACAAUUGCACUUGAAUAUACAAUAGGGCUUUGGCAGCUAGCUUCUUUAAAUAUUAUUCCUAAGACUGCUGGCUGGCGGGCAGUUUGAUAACCUCCUGUAUGUUUUGUAAGAAGGCAGACUGCCAAGCUUGCUGCAGUGAUGUAAUAAAAAAGGCAGACUUAAGAUUUUAAGAGAAAUAAAAUACAAAAAAAUACGUUAAAUAUUAACUUUGCAAGUGAAGCUAGAUGGUUAAUAUUUUAUUAUGAUUUCUACUUUAAUAUAGAGACUAGCAGCCAGUUUAAAAAAUGUAAGAAAAAAAAGACUUUCAACACACACAUUAAUGAAUGGUAGUGAUUAAACAGUUUUACAGGUCAUGUGCCAGACCGUACCAGUCCAAAUAUGAAAGCUAUGUAGAUUUGGCAAUGUUGUCAGCCUAAUUUAUCAUUUCUUAGACUACUACCAUUAUCUGAUUCCUUACUUCCAGCAUUGGAUUUCUCACAGCUGUUGUUUUCUUUCCCUUACUUAACCCAGAUGCAGAACACUUUUCUAUUUAGACCCAGUGUCUGAUAGCAACCAUUGCACAUACCUGAUGAUUUCCUAGUUUGUGCCCUGAGCCAUUUCUUUUUUCUUUUUUUUUUUUAAUCUAGAGUAUGGCUAAUCAUGCAAUUUGUGUGUGUCUCUGUCUGUCUGUCUGUCUCUCUCUCUCUCUCUCUCUCUCUCUCUCUCUCUCUCUCAGGGCCGGUGCAAGGAUUUUUGCCGCCCUAGGCAAAAGUAAAGUUUGCCCCCCCCCACCCCCAUAUGACAUCACAAUGCCCCAUGUUAACUAACGCAAGUGCUGCAGUGCCGCCGUGUUUACAUUAAAAGGCCUGCAGGGACAGGCUAUAGACACCAGAACCACUACAUUAAGCUGCAGUGGUUCUGGGGACUAAAGUGUCCCUUUAAUGUGAGGUAAAUUAGAGAUUAGUGCCACGAAUAAUAUACUAGAUUGCCUACUUACAAUCAGAUGAGGAUGGUGAUGGGCUCUAGCUGCAGUCUGGCUCCACUCGUCUGGUGUAGAACAGGCUCUCUGGAGGCUGUUUGUGUUCUGGGAGAACGGGAAGCAGCUCAAUUUUUUGGGGGCCCUUUACACAGCUCAAGGUCUGAGCCCCAGGGUCCACCUUCAUGUUCCUCCAAUUAGUUUGUUCACAGGAGUAGGGGAUGUCCUGAUAUGUGUGUAAGGAAUGCAUUGUGUGAAUCUGUGUUUGUAUGUGUAAGGGCUGCAAUGUGUGUUUCUAUGUAUGUACGGGAUGCAGUGUGUGUGUCUGUAAGGGGUGCAUUGAGUGUGUGUAAGGGGUGCAUUGAAUGUGUGUAAGGAAUGCAUUGUGUGUUUCUGUGUGUGUAAGGGAUGCAUUGUGUGUAAGGGUUGAAUUGCUUGUGUGUGUGUGUAAUGCAUUGUGUGUUUUUCUGUGUGCAAGGGGUGCAUUGUGUGUGUGUGAUGGAUGUCAAUCUCUCCCCCCUCCCUUGUCACUCUCUUCUCCCCCUCUCCCUCCCUCGUCACUCUCUUCUCUCCCCUCCUUGUCUCUCUCUUCUCCCCCCCUUGUCCCUCUCUUCUCCCCCCUCUUGUCCCUCUCUUCUCCCCCCGUUGUAACUCUCUUCUCCCCUCCCCACUCUCAUUCCCCCUCCUAACCCCGUCAAUUCCCCUCCCUGUCAAUUUCUCCCCCCCACCUUGUCAAUUUAUUCCCCCCACCCUGCCUGUCCAUUUAUUCCCCCACCCUGCCUGUCCAUUUAUCCCCCCCUCCCUGUCCAUUUAUUCCCCACCUGCCUGUCCAUUUGUUCCCCACCCUGCCUGUCCAUUUAUCCCCCCCCCUCCUGUCGUUUAUCCCCCCUCCUGUCCUUUAUCCCCCCCCUCCUGUCCAUUUAUCCCCCCUCCUGUCCAUUUAUCCCCCCCUCCUGUCCAUUUAUCCCCCCCUCCCCUGUCCAUUUGGUUCCCCCCCCCUCCUGUGCAUUUAUUCCCCCUCCUGUCCAUUUAUUUCCCCCUCCUGUCAUUUAUUUCCCCCUCCUGUCCGACCCCCCUCCUGUCCAUUUUAUUUCCCCCCCUCCUGUCCAUUUAUUUCUCCCCUCCUGUCCAUUUUAUUUCCCCCCUCCUGUCCAUUUAUUUCCCCCUCCUGUCCAUUUAUUCCCCCUCCAUGUGUUCCCCCCUCCUGUCCAUGUAUUUCCCCCCCUCCUGUCCGUAUGUUCCCCCUCCUGUCCAUGUAUUCCCCCCCUCCUGUCCAUGUAUUCCCCCCUCCCUGUCCAUUUAUUUCCCCCCCUCCUGUCGUUUAUCUCCGCCCCUGUCCAUUUGCAUCCUCCUCCUGUCCAUUUAUUCCCCCCUCCUGUCCAUUUAUCUCCCCCUGUGUCCAUUUAUUCUCCCCCUCCCCUCCCUGUCCAUUUAUUCCCCCCCUCCCCUCCCUGUCCAGACAGAUGCUCCCUGUACCCGCCGACUAUACAGAGCUCGGCCACGCUACAGAGAGGGAAUGACAUGAGGGAGCGCUGAGCGCUUUCCCUCCUGUCAGCCCCUCUCCUCAGGUUGCGCUCGGGCGGUGCGGUCCGCACUCAUGGACGCACCGCCCGGGCAAAGCUGCAGCCGCCUGAGGCUCUCUACAGAGCACUCGGGCGGCUGCAGCAUUAGGGGGGCCGGCGCUCCUGGCGGCGCCCCUUCCCAAGGGGCGCCCUAGGCGGCUGCCUAGUCCGCCUUACAGGUAGCGCCGGCCCUGCGCUCUCUCUCUCUCUCAUUGAUUGGUCAUUCUGUGUAUGUUUGUGACAUGAUUACUAUAGAAAUAUAUAAAGGGAUAUUUAUUGACCUGUUUAUUAAUGACAAUGUACAAAUAACACAAAUUUAUCCAUGUUGAGUUGAGGAAAGGCAAUUUUACCUACAGUGAUGAAAAACAAUAAACUGUUCCAACCAAUGACAUUGCUCUGUUCCUUUCCAAUCACAUUGCUCCAUACCUUUCCAAGGCAAUGAAUUAGAACGAACAUCGAUUCAGUGAAUUUUAUCUGAAUUGAAGUCCCAGAAUUGCACCAAAUAUUUUGAAAUUAAUUUACACCUUGGUUCGCUCCUUUGCGAUGGCCUAAAUGGAGGAACAGGCAGUUAACUGAGGAUUUUAUCCUAGUUUAACACUCUAAAUAUUUCAACUAAUAAAUGUAACUACAUAUUUCAUUCAGAAGUUAAUGGCAAUCUAGCCCAUGCACUAGAUACCCGUACGUGUGGUUAGUAUAUUGUUUGUUUAGCUUCAUUUGUUAAGCUGUAACAAAACACCUGGUAUAACACAAUACUGAAAGACCUAAUCCUUUGGCAGAAAUUGCUCUAGUGUUGUAGGUGGAUGUUGACUUUUAAAAUUAAGAGCAUUAGAAUUGUGUAACCUCAUUCCUCCCCAAAAAAAAAGAAUAAAAAUAAAUUCCUUUUCUGGUGAAAUCAUUUUACAUUAAAAUGUAGCCAUGACCCAAUAAUAUUUGUGUCCCUUAAAUGUAGAUUAAUUUCAGAACAUAACACCUAAAAUUACAGUGAUAUGAAAUGUUGACUCUUUAAACAAUAACCUGUCACUAGUGCAUUAAUUCUAUUGUUUUACAGGUUAAUAUAAUUCCCAUAAUAGCUAAAGCUGACACAAUUUCCAAGAGUGAACUGCACAAGUUCAAAAUAAAAAUCAUGAGCGAGCUGGUCAGUAACGGCGUUCAGAUCUACCAGUUUCCAACGGAUGACGACGCUAUGGCUGAUGUCAACUCUACAAUGAAUGUACGUAUAAUACCAAAAUACUUCUGAAAAACUAGAUUGUCUGCAUAUACUAUAAAAAGAAAAUCAGAGAGAAGCAGGCUGCCUUUCAUUUUUUUUUUUUUUUUAAACAUUGCUAUUCCCUGGGAUUCUGCAGCAGUACUCUAGCGCCCUCUAUAGCUAGAUUGUUAUAUUGUAAAAUAUAGGCGCCUGCUGUCUAGUUCAGAUGACGUUAAAGGUACAAGGGAAAAAAACUACCUGAUAUUAAUAUAAUUAACUUUUUGGUUGCCAAAUAAGGUAGUAAAGGUUUUUGUGUGCUGUCCAUCACACUAUUAUGCACAGGUUUUCUGUUUGCAAUUAGUGCUUUGUAAUGUGCACUUAAAAUACUAUGGCUGCGUUUAUCUGAUGGGGGGUGGGGGAGGAAGCCUUUUUUUUUUUUUUUUCUCAAUAUAUUGUCUAUCUAGCUAUGUAAAAUAGCUUUUAAAUAUGUUUAAAUAUUGAUAAAAUACUGAAUAUUUUAGAUAUAGAUAGAAUAUACUGGUGUCUAUCUAUUCCAGUAUUGAAUCUGCAUUUUUAUUCUUUGUGCCUUUUCUGAUUAGGGUCCAUCCAGUAUUGUGACUAAUUGAAAGCAAAAGUACUCGAAAGAAAAUACAACUUUGAGUUCAAAUGUAUUGCCGUUGGUUGUUUUGUCAGUUAUCAAUCAACAGUGACAUCUACUUGCUUUCUAAAACAUGUGGCAACUUGUAUCUGUAAAAUCAUUUACAUAAAUCAGGGCUGUGCAACCUGCGGCCCCCCAGAUGUUGCUGAACUACAACUCCCAUGAUUCCCCGGCUAUCUGUUUCAUUGAAAGAAUCAUGGCAGUUGUAGUUCAGCACCAUCUGGGGGGCCGCAGGCUGGACAGCCCUGACAUAAAUGUUUAAUCUACUUGCUGGAGUGCCAUGUCCUAUUAUAAGCAUCGUAUAAUAAACUUUCCUUUUGUGUCAGGGUAGUUCUAAAGAUAUUUUUAAUAAUGUGGUACAGUAAGCACCAAAAAAACUUUAGCUAAAUGAAGUGGUUUUGAUGAAUCGAUCUUGCCCCUGCAGAAUCACUGGUCAAUUUUCUGCCAUUUAGGAGUUAAAUUCUUUAUUCAUGCAGUCAUUUUCAAUCCGUACAGUGUGUUUUUACUUUAGAAGUUUUUGUCUCCUGCUCUGUUAAAUGAACUUUAAUCGCACACAGGAGGCUCCAGCAUGUUCUAUUAGGCUAUUAACAGAGCAGGGAAUAAGACAUUCUAAAUUAAACAGAAUGUGCAAUAAAGGAAGUUUAAACAUUAGAUCUCCCUUUACAAGAAAUGUGUACUGAGACUGUAUAAGUCACAUGCAGGGGAGAUGGAAGGGCUGCAUAAACAAAGUGAAUUAACUCUUACAUGGCAGAGAAUUGAGCAGUUAAACUAAGCUAAUGUUUCUGUGCUUAUAGUGGCCCUUUAAUUUACCAUCUGGUUUAUAAACUGGUACAGGAAAACGAACUAGCAAGAUUAAUAAUCUGCUUCUUUCAGUGCUUGUUUUACAUCGUACAAUAUCAAUGUCAUGAUAAUAAAGAGUAUUACAUGUUUUGUAUCUUUUUUUCGUAGGGACAUCUCCCAUUUGCAGUGGUCGGCAGUACAGAAGAGGUUAAAGUGGGCAAUAAACUAGUAAGGGCCAGACAGUAUCCAUGGGGUGUUGUGCAAGGUAUGUGCCUGAAAGCAUAGUUCUUCUUUUGGUCCUGUUUAUUCCGAUUAAGCCAUAAUUACAAUACAGUGGCAACCUAUUUUAAACCAUAUACAAAAUGGAGACUGAUCACAAGACGUCACAUAUAAGAGGACAGGUUUGCCUGAAAUAUUAUACAGAUAUGUUAAUGACAAACUUAAAUUGAGAAUAGCAGAACGAUUACACCUUAAUGUAAAGACCCAAAUAUAUGUAGAUGCGCUCAUAGUUGUAUCAAGAUGACAUUUAAAAUAUUUCAAAAUUAUGUUGUUUGAAUUUGGUGAAGAUGGUUGGUUUUUGACAGGUGAUAUUAAAAUAAAGUCUGUGUGUAUGUAUAUAUGUGUAUAGAUAGAUAUAUAGAUAUAUAUCUAUAUAAUUUUACACACACUAACUUUUGGAUUAUAGCAUUCCUAUGUUAAAAAUGUACUAAAUGACUUUACAUCCUCUUACAUUACCCAUUUAUUUAUAGUUGAAAAUGAAUCCCACUGUGAUUUUAUAAAACUGCGAGAGAUGCUGCUCCGUGUAAACAUGGAGGACCUUCGAGAACAGACCCACACACGCCAUUACGAGCUCUACAGAAGGUGUAAGCUGGAGGAGAUGGGUUUCAAAGACACAGAUCCUGACAGUCAGCCAUUCAGGUAUAUUUUUGGUAUAUUCAGCUUUCUCCAUUUUUUCCAGCCUUACGACUGCUAAAACAAAAGGCUGUGGCUGUUGGGUAGGAAGCUAUCAUAUGGGAGUUGGGCAAAGCCAUUGGAAAAAAAAAAACUUAAACCAGUAUCGAACAUCACAAUAUUUAUAUAAAAAAUAAAUAAACUUAGUAGGACCUGGAGGAAACACUGUUACUGUUGUUUGCAAAUUGGAAACCAAGUAGACCUUACAUUGCCAAUUUUAUUUUAUUUUAUUUUUUUUUAUUACGAAGACCUCUCAUGAAUUUUACAUUAGACCCAUGUUAACAGCUCAUGGACAUCUAUAAAUAGGCUCAUUAUAGCAAGAUCUCAUGUUUUCUACUUUCAGCCUUCAAGAGACCUAUGAAGCUAAAAGGAAAGAGUUCCUUGGUGACUUGCAGCGUAAAGAGGAAGAAAUGAGACAGAUGUUUGUGAACAAAGUCAAGGAGACAGAAGCUGAACUGAAAGAGAAGGAGAGAGAGGUAAAUGGCAGCCGUGUAUCCACAAACUAAAUUGCUUCUUUGCAAAGUUAGUGUUCAGCGCUGCCAAUAGAAUCUCCUUUAGCAUCCUGAACGCAGACAGUCUCUCUCUGUCUCUAGCACUUGUGUAGCUCAUAGCGAUCUGUGGUACAGCACUGUGCAUUUGGUACCGAAUCCAUCUUUGGUCUAGUUUAUGUAUUACAAGAUAAAGUAUAGAGCGAAAAUGUGUGGCAUACAUUUUGGUUUGGGAGGGAAGCUGUGUUCUGAACGGAGACAAGUUAACAGCUCCAGGGUACUUUGCUUACCCAGUGUUCUAAAAAAUAGCUAUGUGAUUGGAGAGCAGAGUGACUAACUGACCACUCUGGCAUAACUAUAUAAGAUUUCAUGGAAUAAGAGAUGUAGUUAAAGCUUUAACAAGAAGUAUCCUAUCUCUAAGUUAUGGAUGUGUGGAUUUUUGUUUGUCCUGACUUUGAUGUGCCAAUGCAUCUUUUUUUCAGUUACAAGAGAAGUUUGCCCAUCUGAAAAGGAUACAUCACGAUGAAAACAAAAAGGUGGAGGACAAGAGGAAGGAAUUGGAGGAAGAGAUGAAUGCCUUCAACAGACGGAAAGUUGCAAUGGAGACUUUGCAAUCACAGUCAUUCCAGGCGACUUCCCAGCAGCCUCUGAAGAAGGACAAAGACCGGAAAAAGUAAGUGUGCAAUAGCCAUCACAUCACCCCACCCCUAGAUUGUGUAGCUGCAUACAUUUAUUGGAUGGUAUUCGUGAAAUGCAGUUGCCAUUACCAAUGCUUUGAGAUUGGUAAUGUGUAUCUACUAAGGUUUAUUUAAGUCAAUAAUACAAUUAGUUUUUUAUGAAUCCACAAAUGAAAAUAUAAUUCAACAAUGCAUUUUACAGCGUAAAACUUUGCAGUAUUAAUCUUGGUCCCCUUGCCUAUCUGUGAUAUGUGACCCCCUGCUGUGGGCAUUGGAGUGUUUAUGGUUUCAAUCCUAAACAUAACAAUCCUCGAGAUUACAUUGUCAGCACAUCUAUGUGCACUCCUGAGAAAUGUUCUCUAUAACACACAGUACUGAUUGUGUUCCGCUAUGUUCUUUCACUGGACCAAUGAUGUUGAAGGAAGCAGAGCCCUGAGUUCUGCAGCAGGAUUUCUGUGUGAAGAGCUGCUCAGAACUGAAAGGGUUAUUCACUAAGGUGAGAAUUGUCAAGAAUUCAAAGUGAAUGUCAAAGUUAAGGCCAAGGGAGCUGAGCUGGAUAAUGUAUCCAGUUUGGCUAUUUUUGGAUUGAAUUUGAAUUUCAUUGAAUUUCAAUUUUUUGAGAAUUCUCAGCUUUAUUUAAUAAACCGUUUAGUUCUUGAGUAGCUAUGGAAGCAAAGUUUUCCUGUGCUAAAUUCAGGGAUACAUUAUUUGUUUGACUGACACUUUCGCAAGUUUGUUUUGAGAAGCUAAAUAAACAGACAGAUUAAGAAUUGUGAGCAUUAGUUGUGGCUAGUCUGUAAUACAGAAUCUGAUUAAGUUGGUCCAUGACUAGUGCCCGAUUAUACUAUAUCUUUAAAUUUGGUUUAUUGUACUCUACUGGCCAGUAAACCAGAACCAUUUUUUACUAACCUCGAUCUUCUGUUUACGUGAAUGUAUUUUAUGAUAUGUUUAGUCUUCAGCUAUUUAAAUCCAACUCCCAUGCUUUUCAGAAUCUAGUUGUGAAUCAGAUGAGUUGCUAUGUCUUACACAAAGAAGAAAUAUUGUAACUAAAUUGAUUUAAAAACAAAAGAAAAACGUUUUCUUUAAGUUUAUAAUUUGCUGUUUUCUCUUAGGAUUUUCAUCUAAUGCACGAUGUUUAUUGGCAGAAGAGAACUUGCUCAAUUUUUAUAUGGCUAUAUCAGAACAGAGCCACCGGCUGCAUCAUGCAGUUGCCAUAUUUCAGACGCUUCAUCAGUGGGAACCAUAGUUUAAUCUACAGGUUUCAAAAGUGGGAAACCCACUCUAAUUAAUCUAACAUGUUGCUUACCCACUAAGUGUCGAGGGGUUAGCAGAAUAUCUGUUCACUGAGGGUAUACUGAACAGUGAAACUGCUAACGUGGGCAAUGAUAUGAUCUCUAAACUUUGUAUUUUAUUAAUAACUAACACUCAUCGCAUUAUUCUGAGAGGUUGCAGAUUUAAAAAAAUGUUUACCUUUAAUCAAUUUACCAACAUUAAAUCGAGAUGGGAUGAACUGGAGGGUUGAUCUGCGAUCCAUACAAGAUGCAUGUUCAUCGUGGGCAGGAAGUUAUAUGCGAUAUGUUCAGUUUAAAGCUAAACUUUUAGGAUUGCUUGCUCUGGUACCCUAUGAUCCAGUAAAAAUGUAAUCGCCCACAUUUUAUACACAUAAGCUUAUGCCUUCUUUUCUGUGGGGAAUGUGCAGAGGGACUACUCUCAAUAGGAGCAGAACCCCUUUGAUGUUCAUAUAAUCAAAAUGUCUUCGGGCAUGGGGAUACUACCGUUGUUGUGAAUAUGGAAUUGCAUCACUAAGAUGUGGAAUAGUCUACAAACUCCGUAAAUAUGCACACAAUCAGUUUAUUAACUGAUACCCUCAUCCCGAACUUUAUUCUAGCGCCAGCUUCAACAAAGAAAAAAUGGCAGACUAUUGGAAGCAGUAGAGGGACAUGGCUUUCCAUAUUUGUCAAGGAGGCAUAGGGAGUUCUGAUAUUAUCCAUGAAGACUGGCAAAACACAGUUUUGAUUCAUGUCCAUUAUUUCAGGAAAUUAGAAGAACUUCACAGCAUCUGUAAAAUCCAUAAACUAGCCUGUCCACUAGGAUUUCUCGCUACAGCACUGAAUCCCAAACGCAAACAUCAUGCGGAUUGGAUCAUAUGUGCAUGUGCCUUUUUUUUAUUUUUUUAUUUUUUUUAUGGGUAUAUUUUUUGAUCCUUUGGGGGGUCUUAGAAAUUGGUGUCUCCUAAUAUUGGGGGGUAGUUUCUCUGAGUAGGUGGCAGAGCAAUUUUACAAUAUCUUCCACAGUUAUCCUUAUGCCUUGUACACAAAAGUUAAAUAAAUAUUCCUUUACCAGAACAAAUCUAAACUAUUUUAAAAAUAAAACCACUACAUAAUUACACACUAAAGUGUGGAUUGUUGGGAAUUCAAGCUGAAUUUAAAAUGUUAGGUCAAAAUAAUUGUAUUUCAACUACUUUGCUUAAAACUUUCAUAAAACAUGAAAUUUUUGCUUUUUAUCCCCUUAUAUACCCACCUUAGUAAUCAACGCUAAAAGUAUAGGAAGCUUCAAAGGAGGGUACAAUUAGAGUGUACUAUCUGGCAAGGAGUUUGACGUGUUCAUUCCAUUUUAAUUUACUAUUUAACUUUUAGUUAUUUGUGUGAAACUGUAAUUUUCUUUAUUGCUCUGUUAUUUCAUUAUUUUAUUACUUUGUGUUUAAAUUCUUAAUGGUUCGCAUCAAAAUGAUCAAUCCAGGAAAUGCAUUGCUUGUCUUAAGACCAUGUUUAAAAAGCAGUAUUUCAUUAAUUUGACAACUUUGAGUUCUGCGUUUUUUUUUUUUUUUUUUAAAUUAGUUAAGCCAUGAGUAUUUUUUUAUUUCGAUUACUAGCAUAGGAGUCUCCUAUGGAGUUUCCAAAUUGGUUUUAUGUAUUCAAAGGCCUGUGCCCUGUUGCUAAAAUUAAAAUAAAUAAUAUAUAGUUGAAUGAACUGAUAGACUUAUCUUUUAUACCAUGAACCGUAAAUGGCCUAUAUUACAUUACCAAUAUUAAAGGUGCAGCACAAAUUGAACUGGCAGACUAGAAACUCACUGUUGCUAGAUUAACUAACUGACUUUUUGUUGGGUUUGGUGCCAUGUUUUUGUUUGUUUUGUUUUUUCUCUCAUUUUGUAAUAUUUUUGUUUUCUUCAUUUAUUUUAUUUAGUUUUUUUCAUGCUUUGUUUCUUUUUUCAGUUAAGACGCACAGGCUUGCAUGUCAAGAUUGGACUUACACGUUCAUGUCAUUUAAUUGCAUGGAUUCUGCCCAUGCCAUCCUUCUCUCCUAACAUUGUGAAUGGACCAAACCAUAAAGAAAACAUGGAAACUACAGAGUUUACAGAUUAACCAAUAAUUUUAAUAGGUGCAGAUAUGUAAUAUGAAUUGCGUUAAUUGUAGAAAAUUGGUGCUUUCUAAUUAUCUAUGCAAGACCAUUGUACAUUUAAAAACCUUACAACUGUUUCAUUUUUUUAACAUAUCCAAAGCAGACCCAUCACUGUACUAAUUAUAUAUAAAUUAAUCCGUGACAGUAAUAUUGUCAGGGUGUACGGAUUCCUUAUGUUUAUAAAUAGAUUUUUUUUUUUUUUUCCUCUUUAUUUGGAAAUAUUUUUUAAUUACCUAUAAUGCAUAUUUGGAGAAGUAAAAGUAUUUACAAAUAAAUAUAUAAUGGUUGUGUGAGUGUAUGCUGCAAGGCCUGGCAAUAAUUCUAUUUAGUUGGUUAAAGGAGGACUGGACCCUAAAAAGAGAGAAAUAUAAAUACUUCUGUUGGAGCACUUAAAAAUCCAACUAAAGGGCUAAAACGUUGAUAUAGAAAUUUUUUGUUUGUGGUUUUUCCUUUUUUUUAACCUUGAACUGCUCUAAAAUUUUGCUGUAUUUUAUUUACACUUGUUUUAUGCCAUUUGCUAAUGGAACAUUGAAAUAUACUUUUAAUUUCGGAAAAUAAAUAUAUCCUCUUGAGUAAAUUGAGCAAUUUUUUUUUUUCCAAUUUUUCAUGCUUUAAUGAGCCAGGUAUCUGAAAAAAUUCAAAGUCGAAAUUGUUUAAAUUUUUUGUAUUGGAGACAUUUUUAUUGUGUUUUUUUUUUUUAUUAUUAUUAGUUUUUAUUGAGGUUGUUACAAAGCAUAUGUGUAGCAUCUUUCAGCAGGUAUUUUCAAAAUUGCUGUGACAUUUUAGCGGUUACAGGUCCUCUCACACCUCCAGCACUGCUUACACUCCAAUACGAUGGUAAAUUGAUAUUUUUAAAUGUUUCUUAUACUUUUUACAGUGACAAAGUUUUCAUUUAACAGCUUUUAUUUUCUAUUCUAUUUCUGUGUCAAUAAUGCCGAGGGGAGUCUGUUCUUAAAUUACCUUGUAUAGUUAUUUAAUGGGCAUUUUAAGUGUCAAGCUUUUGCUGCACUUUUCAACAGACUAGCUUCAAUUAGUCUGUGACUUUGCUUUGCUUCUUUCUUUGUGGGGGGCGGGGGGUGACAGUGAUGUCCCUUUGGGAACUGGGAUCUGUUGCUUCUCUAGAAAUUACUAUUUAAUAAAACAUUGAAAAUCACCUAUAACUUGUGUUUAUGCUUUUUUUUUUUUUUUUUCUUCAUGUGAUACUCUAUUUUCUAGUAAAUUAAUUAAAGAUUUGAAUGAACCAGUCUGUUUCCGUACAGGCACUGCCAAGGCGCACAAUGCAAAUGAGGAUGAGAAAUAAAUAAACAUUUCUUAACCUCUCUGUAUGCUUUAUCUAUGUUGACUGCCAAAUACAGAUAUUACAAUGAUAGUAGCAAAGAUGAAAGCACCCAGUUGCAGGAUAAAGAGUGAUUUAAUUUUCACACCCCACAAAUUUUGUGAAGUAGUAAACUUUAUAUUAAAAAUCCUGAGAUGUGACCGUAUCCUAUUAAGGGAACUAAAUGGAAACAGACAGAUGAAGUAAUGUUGUCAGCUGAAAUUUUCAGCUAAUUUAUUUUUCUAUAACUGCACAGAUUUGUGUACACUUUGGUGUACCAUGCACUAUGCAGGUUCCCAGAAUGCAUUGCUUUUAGUGUAUCCCAAGAUGACUAUCAGUGCAUUGUGGCUAUGUGGGUCUGAAGUCCAUCUGGCUGAUGAGAUAGGGAAUUAUCAAAAUAUAAUAUACUGUUGUGUCAGUUGUACAUUUACUGUUGGAUAGGCGAUCACAGCAUAUAGGUUAAAUUGUAUUUUUAACCGUAAAAAUAACUUCAACAGUGUGACAAUGCGGGUCUGUAGGUUUUAAAGUUGACCUGCGAUGAUUCCCAAACUUGAAAUGGUAGAGCAAUAAAUAUGGUGAAUAAAUAUAUUUACGAGAUAAUAUACUUCUCAUCAAUCUCUUUAUCUCUAUCAUAACCUGACAAGUGUCACUUCUGCACUGUUGUGAGAAUCCCAAGUAGUUUGAGUUAGUAAAAUAAAAAAAUUAAAAAAAGAUUAAGUAGUCUUUGUCUCUGAGUAUUUUCUAAAGACUAAAGCUUUAAAGAGACACUGUAGGCAUUAGAACUGUUAAAUCUAAUUCAUUAUAGUGCCUGGAGUCCUCUGGUGAUGUUUCUCCGUUCAGUGUUAAACCAUUUCUGAGCAGUUAACCUGUGAAUAAGGGCUCUACUCACCUUCAGCCAGGCUCCAACUGGAGGUAUGGCUAAGGCAGAUACAUCACCUACACUGUCCCUUUAAGGACUUGAUAGUAGAUGUGACUGGUAAUUUAGGAGAGAAGCGCAUAGUUCAGGCAGGUUUGUUGCAAUAGUUCUUCAGCAGAUCACCGUCUUUCAUCCAGCAGCUGCAUGCUUGGGAGCCUAAAAUACUAUUAGUACAACUAAUUGAAAGCUUUGUUUCCGUGAGAAAAUAUGUUCAAUAUAAUUAUUUCAGAAUCGCAGCACUUCCCUGUAGUAUCCAAUGUUCUAAAUCCCAUGCACCGAAGUGAUCAUGGUACAGUGCAGUCGCCGAAAUGAGGACGUGCAGCAGACAGUGUAGUUAAAUUUUAUUUUAUUUUUUUAAGUUACCAUGGCUGCAUAAAUAAGCAUCUGUCUCCGAAAGUCAUGGUUCCUUUUUAACAGUCCACAAUGGGCAUUUUUAUGCUGUAAAUAAUCAUACUUUGUGAUUAACAUAUAGUAAAUACCAAUUAAAAAAAGCAAAAGAAGUACUUGGGUUUUAAGAAAAGAGAAGAGUAACAUAAUGAGUAGUGAGUAUUUUUAACACCCAUGUUGUCAAUUCUUUAGUUGCAUGAACUUUGCAACUUCUCUUGACAUAAACAACUGGGGAACGGUAUAAUCGGGGACUAAAAGCUUUCCAUCGACAGAUUUAACCCCCUUGAAGUCCUUUCGGCAAAAACAUUUCCACUGACCACAAGAAACUAAUUCUGCCAACUAAGAGAAUUGGAAAGUUCUUCCCCAAGCUAGCAAGCCAUCAUGGCAAUUAAAGUUAAUGUAGAUAUGUAAAAUUUAUUUUAAAAAAGUUUGUGAUAUAACCAUUUCAAUUCGUAAUUAUUUCUUAACGUAUCUUUAAUCUUUAGCAGAUAAAAUAAAAGCAUGGUGCUAAACAAUGGGUCGGUUCAGAUAUUAUCAGUCUUUGAGGGUUAAUCAGGCUAAAUUGUCUCAAUGAUGGGGGGGAAAAGGGUGAAUUUUCAUUUUAAUAAUGGACAGGGAGCCUACAUCUAAAACAAAAUACCCCAAUUUUAAAUAUAUUAUAAGGUUUGUUGGAAUCUUAGCCGGUAGUCCUAUGCCACAAAACAGGCAUAGGUAGAUAGAAAAGAUUUCAGCAAACAAGAUUAUUAGAGUUAGCUGAGUUUGUAUGUUUAACAUGGAGAAUGUAAUACAGUGAUUUUGUUUUCCUACAGCUACAUUUUGGGAACUGCGGCUUUAAUUGUUCUGGUUUAUCUAAUGGAAAUGGACCUGUUGAGAGUUGUUUACCCAGGCUUUGGUAAUCACCAAAUGCACUGUUGUCCAGCAGAUUGCCCCAAAGAUUUUGGUAUAAACCCUGGUCAGUUUAAUACUUUUAUUGUAUUAUAGCUCGAGUGAAAUAUGUUCUUGGUGCCAUAUUGUAAAGUUCUCGGCUAGUAUUUGUAUAUGUACUUCUUAUAAAAUUGACCACACAGCUAUACAUAUGUAUCUUUUGAAAUGGCGUCACAGUCUAGAUGAAAGUAAUGUUAAACCAUCCACUGUAGUAUUGUAUGUAUAUUCACACCUGCCUUCUUGGUGGUUUUGUUUUUUAGCUUGCCGCAGGUGGUGCACCCCCUUUCUUUGUACGGCGAGAAUUUUUUUAUUUUACACACACUUGGUAUUUAAGGAGUGUGACAGUACACUUAAACCGUACAUGUGGCAUUAAUUAUGUGAUAUUCAGGGCAUUUUAAUUGGAAUUACCAAGUGUUUUAAAUGUGUAAUAGAAAAGAGGUGCAAAAAAAAAAAAAUAUAAACUUCCCAAUAAAAUUAUUUAGGCAUCAGUGGUGGGUACAUAGAAGAUGUGAAGAAUACUUUGUUUUCUCAAUGUAUUAAUGAGCCACUCAAAAUUAAAUUAAAAUUUUGGGACGUGGUAGGCCAAGUCGUUUGAUGCUCAUUUAUUUACAUGUGCAUCUUUCUUAGUGAGUGCUAUAUCCUUUGUAUGUUUUAAAGAUUUUUUUUUUUCCUUUUUAAUAAUACAAUACACUAUAGAUCCAAAGGAUUAUUUUUAAGUGAUUUGUGUGUAUGUAGUAAAGAAGAUAUAUAAAGGUAUUGUUCAUGCGAUUUGUACCCAUAAGUUGUAUUCUAUGUAGGAUUUUUUUUCCCUAUGUUCGAACAUCUUUUCAAUAUUCUGUUGGUCGUUAGCCUUGGAACAUUUCAGGGGUUAUGCUAUUAAAGAGGCUGUACCAAAUGAUUAUUUCUGUAUGUAAGUUCCCAGGUAAGAGCAUACAUCUCUGACUUAAUAACAUGGCUAUCAGUGGGUCUGGCGUUAAAUUGAUCCCUCUUACCCAUGUGUUACCAAAUCCUUUGUUUAGUUACUACUUUAGCAGCAACUUGCCAGUGGUAAUGGUAAAUGAGGGAACUAGGGGAUUAGGAGUAAAGCUGUAUGGAAUCACCUGAAAAUAUGAAAAAUUUUAAAAGGAAUGCUUAUUUUAUGAUCAGUUUACCAAUGUUUAUUUUAUCUGAUAGAAGCAAAUGCUAAAAUCAGUUGUUGGUUAGUUUAACACCAGUAGUUCUUAAAAAAAUUUUUUUAAGGGACUCAAAUGAUGUGCCUGGCGUUUACUUGGGAAUCCAUUCUUCUGUUGUAAAAAUGAAAUCAUUCUUAUUUGUUAGAAGAAAACAAAAUACAAAAGAAGAAAAAUAUUUGUUAGACAUAUACCACCAAUGUCAGAGGAGUAUCUAUUGCAUGGUAAAAGCAGUGAUGGUACAUUAAACCGCAUAUUGUGGGCGAAUAUAAUGUUUUCACAAACAAAGGUCUAGUUUCAGGUUGUCACUAAAGGGUUAAGAACCAAUGCUUUGCACUGACUAUCUGAUCGCUAGUGAGUCUGAAGGCUUGCAUCAAAAUCCUUUUGAAGCAUCCGCCAUCACCGCUAUCUCAAUGAGAGUCUGGUUUUUGUGCAUUCCGUACAGAGAACCAAUUGAUUGAGUACAUGUUAGAUCCCCUAUUUAGAAUAUAUGUAAACAAGGGCACCGAUAACUUCAUCUGUUUUCAGCAUCAUUUAGAAAAAGUUCACCCUGAACACUCAUCUUACCAAAGUCCACAUUAUUUUCUUUCAAUAUAUUUAAGAGCAGUUGGGUGACAUAAAAAACAUUGCCAUAUGCUUAUGAUUUUAGUCAAAUAUGAGUCAUGCUCAUUGUUUCCUCUUAUCAUUUUUCCACUGUCACAGAUGGAAAGUGGCGCUAUAUGCGCGGAAAUCUGUACAUUUUUUGUUUUUCUGUCGUUUAACUCCUUCUGUGCUGAACUGGAUUGCAAGAACAAAUAAUCCAUCUCUAAUUUGAACCCUUGAGUUUUCAUACAGUUAAAUGUUUAUUCUUUAAACACCCUAUAUUAUUUAGGAGUCUUUUGUUGUGACCAGAUUAAAUAUUUGUUUAGAUUAUGCUGUUCUCUAGCUGUUUUAUUUCAUUUGGUAUACCUUUUUUAUGAUUUUAUUAUUUUGAAAUGUUUCAUAUCAUCUGUUCACCUUGUGACUUGUUUUGGCAUGUGUGUGCAUUUCUCCAUUAAAUUUUACUUUAUUUUGCAUUGUGUGUUGUUUUUUUCUUUUGCAUCCACCUCCUCUCCACAACCAAUAAGAUCAUUUGUGAAGUAGCUCACUCUCUGGCUUAAUGUCAGCUUGGCUUUAGUCACCAGACAUUAGAGGAAACCUGUAUAAUCCCUAAACAGUCUGUUAAAGGUUUUACUAAGUUUCCAUAUUUAUUAUUGGCCUUAAAGAGACCCGCUAGGCACCGUAACCACGACACCUCAUUGAAGGGGUUGUGGUGCUCGGAGUCACCUGGUACUGUCCCACUGUUCAAUGUCAAGGUGAUCUUCAUUGGUUACUGAAUGAUUGUUGCUAGGUUCCCAUUGCUCCACUCCCCACUAGGUGUAAGUAAUGUGGAAAGUAUCUUAAGAAUGUAACUCUGCUCUAGCUAUUCCAUCGAUGGGCAGCAGUGACAGCCUGUCGUUGCCCACCAUUGCAGCUAAAUGCAGACGUAUGAGCCCUGGUAGCACAGAGGGGCUAGGCUGCAUUCAGUUUUAAACCCACAGAGCAUUCCAGGUAUCAUAACUACUUGUAUGAGAGCAAGUGAUUAUGGUGCCCAAUGCGUCCCUGGUAAAUCUUUAGUUUGGCCUACAAUUUACAAUUCUCUUGUCAAUGGGGAUUAUGAGAGUCUUAGUUGAACCAGUCUGAGAUCUUAAUAAAUAACCCAAUUUACAAUUGUGAAAAGUUUCAUUUACAAGAAAAUGAAUCAUUGGUUCAAAGAACAGUGGUGAAGUGUGUUUAAUCAAAUUAAAAACAGGCCUUUUUUAUCCCAGUGAUGAUGCCUUAUAGCAUAGGAUAACAAAAAAGAAAUAAAAUCUAAAAAAUAGACAUACCUGGCACAUCACUAAAAUACUGUUAUAGAUUCAAGUUGUUUAAACAUAUUUGUUUAUACUUUAUAAAAAAAAAAAAAAAAAAUUCUACAGUAUAUAAAUAUAGAAUGCACAUGGCUACAAACCGUAAUAGGACAUGCACAUUGCUGUUAUUUAUACACAGAUUUUUGCCUGUUAAAUAUGUACAGUACCUAAAAUAUGCUACAAAAAAAAAACCCAGAGUAAAACCCAUUAAAACAAUCUGCUCCAUCCCAGAGGAACUCAAGACCUCAGAAGAAGGUCAUCUCGUUGUUAGCAGAUGGUCACACACAGGAUUCAUAUCGGGGGUAGAAAGUAUUUCCAUGUUGGAACCAACAGACACAUCGGUUUAUAGUGAUUGUUCAUUUCAGUGCUUGGAAAUUCUAGGUAGAUGGAGAAGGUAAAUAAAGAUAAAGAGCCUUUUAUGAAAAACAAAAACCAUAAAUUGGUUUACAAAAAUAACCAGGUAACCAUGCUUUAAAGUCUUGAGAGGGAAGGGAAGCUGAAAGAAUCUAAGAAAUCCCCAUCAACCUGUGGCUGUAGAAUGGUAAUAAACUUUGAAUAAGUUUGAAAUUGUUUUGUGCAUCACAAUCAAUCGGCUCAAAUGAAAGCCAUGCAUUUUAGUAAAAGUAACCAGAAGAAAACUUGUCUUGAAAUAUACAUACUUUGUUGGAUUUACAAGUUAAGAAAUCACAAUCUCUUAAUCUCCCUUUUAAGCCAGCAGAGGUUUAUAAAAGUCUGUUGUCUAAAAAAGGGACACUGUAGACCUCGGUAGCUAAUGUGAAGUGUUUUUUGUUUUUUUUUGUUUUUUUUACAAAAAGUGCAGAUUUCAAUACAACUUUUAGAAAUGAACCUGGUUACACCACCCUAGCUGUCAUUUAGUCAACCGGUCUUACUUCCUGGUUGUUUAGUUCAGUGGAGCUUAAAUCAGGAGUCAGCCAGUUUAUCAGAACACCUGCCUUGCAUAGACUUCUCAUUGAGCUGCAUUGGGAAGUCUGUGAAUGGACAGCAACAGAAAUUGAGCUGGGGGAAAAGGGGAAGGGCUUGCAAAGGCUGCAGAGGAGAGAUCUGCAGUUUUGGCAAGCUGUUUUAGAAUUUACUCUUAAUGAAAAAUACAUAAUCCAAUGCAUGUAUUUUCAAUUUCUCAUUUGGGAGAUAUCUACUAGACCGUUUUAUUUUGUAUUUGGGUAAUUGAAUGUCCCUUUAAUCCAUUGCUAGAUGUUUUCAUGUCCUAAACCUUAAAGGAACUCUAACAUUGUAUUAUCUUAAUAUCUUAUCUUGGUUAUAUACUAUCUCUAGUUUUAAGUUAAUUUAUUAAGAUAUCCCUUGCCUAUUUUUCCCACUACUCCUCUCUGAAAGCCAUCUUUUUGCCCUUCUGUCAAAUUCUCUGUUAUCAGAUCCAAUGCAUGCUAUUUUGCAACUGUUCAUUGCUUCUCAACAUUUGCUGCCUGCAGAAUUAUUGUGUCAACCAGAGACGUGAUUUUGAAAAGCAAUGGAAGGUUGCAAAAUUAUGAGCACUGGGUGAGAACUGAACAUCCAACCAAACGUUACAUAAAGGUGGCUGUCAGAAAGAGGAAACAGUCAAGUCAUUUCUGUAAAAAUAACAGAAAAUUUAUUUAAAAAAAAUGGAUGACUUUUCUUUAACAUAGAUAUUGGAUCUUCAAGCAAAAUUGACUAAGUAUGACAUUUUAUUAAUAAUACUGUCACACCCUGUCUCAAAUACAUGUAAAAGGAGGAUGGUUGGGUAGUAGACUUUUUACUUACAAGGGGAGUCAAAGUAAGUUGGUGGCUUUGGUGCGAAAUGUUUUGGACUAAUGGACUGGGCAUUCUUGAGUUAUUUAGGGAAUGGGGUGGUGGUGGUAGUCGAGUAAGAGCACCCUCUCACCUUAUAGCUAUUUGGACAUGGAGACUGGGCAUUCUCUGGUAAUUUUAUUCAUAGACAAGAGUACCCCCUAGACCACUUGUUUUAUGCUUUAACCCUUUGCAUAGGAAGUGGAAGUUCGUACUUCCUUGAACAUGGAGUAGAAAAAGUAAAUUAGUAUAUUAGGCCCCCUUCUGUUGAUCCCGGAGUCAAGGGCUAAAAUUUCUUCAGUAGCCAUUGACUAUUGAAAAUUCAGCUCUGGUGAGUGUGAAAUGUGUACUCCAGAAAAGGCUGUAGUAAGUAACUUUCAAAACCUGACUGCUAGUGUAGAGCUUAGACUCCAGCAGGCCUUUAACCCCUUAAGGACCAAACUUCUGGAAUAAAAGGGAAUCAUGACAUGUCACACAUGUCAUGUGUCCUUAAGGGGUUAAAGGGACACUCCAGACACCCAGACCACUUCUGCCCAUUGGAGUGGUCUGGGUGCCAACUCCCACUACGCUUAACCCUGCAACUGUAAUUAUUGCAGUUUUUUUUAUAAACUGCAAUAAUUACCUUGCAGGGUUAACUCCACCUCUAGUGGCUGUCUACUAGACAGCCACUAGAGGGCACUUCCUGGAUCAUAGCACAGAUUAUCUGUGCUAGAGCGUCGCUGGACGUCAUCACGCUGUGUGAGGACCUCCAGUGUCGCUCAUUUCCCCCAUAGGAAAGCAUUGAAGUGCAUUUUCAAUGCUUUCCUAAGGGGAGCGCUAAUGCGCAUUAGGUCUCCCUGGCCAGUGGGUGGGAUCAGUCUCGCCCACCAGCCGACGCAAUGCAGUGGAGGAGGAAGCAGCGCUGUGGGACAGUCGCUGCGUCGCUGCCUUUGGUAAGUUACUGAAGGGGUUGGGAGGGAGAGGGGACCUGCAGUGCCAGGAAAACGGAUUGUUUUCCUGGCACUGGAGUUUCCCUUUAAGUUCAUGCAGGAUCACUCUGGUGUGGGACUAACUAUGGUGCACACUAAGAUUCCGCAAGGUUGCCUGAAUGGCAUUAUCCAACACCUGGCUCCAUUAGUCAUUGAAUUGAUACUAAAUAGGGGUCUGUUGGUUUCUAACAUUCGGUAAUAAUAAAUUGACCUCAAUAUAUUUAUUGCAAUAAGUGUAAUCCAGAAAAUACAGUUGAAGUUGAGUGGAAUGUGUGUGUAUAUAAUAUAGACUCUUUUGGUUUUUUGAAACCAUAUACUGCAGUUUACAAACUUUUUUCCUUUCAUGAGCCUACACUUAAUAUCAAAAGACCAUAUUUUAAAUUUUAUUUUUAAAUUUAUGAAAAAGAAACUGAAAUGUUACAUUGACAUAAGUAUUCAAACACUUUACUAUGACACUUGAAAUUCGGAUCAGAUGCUUCCCAUCCCAUCCCAAUAUUUCACCAGUGCUUAGUUCUAUUCCCAGAUGUAGAGCUCCUCCGGGUCCUCUCUCCCUCCCUCCCCGCCAGUAUUACAGUUCCAGCUGGCCGGUGAGGUAGAUCUGAGGCAUGGUUCCUGGUGCUAUGAUUAUGUGAUUAGCAGCGGGGAAAAAAAAAAUCUUGUGGUGCCCGAGCUGCUGGUCUAAAGUUUUUAGAAGAAAAAAAAAAAAAUUGGACACAACAGGAUAAUCCCUAAAUCCUGGACUGGUAGGGGGUACUUGAGGACUGGGUUUGGAACCAGUUCUAAAGUAUUUUUAUGCCCUGCACUUUUUCCCCAGCCCAGAUAUUUUGUGGCUGUCCAAUAACAGAUUUCCCAAUGCAUCUUAAUAAAAGGCCUUGCAAGGCAGGUGCUCUGAGAAAUUGCCUGACUCCUGAUGUUAUCUCAACUAAACUACACAAAUAGGGAGUUGAUAAAAUAGUAUCUCUCACAAAAAGUGUUUCUGGUGUCCACAUGCAAUACCACGGUUUCUCCCAAAAAGUGAUUAUAGUGGAAAAUAUAAAUAUUAACAACUUCCCUCAAUAGCAUAGGAUAUGCCCGAAUCAACACAUGUAUAGUAUAGGGCUAUUCCAGCUAGCGAAGCAAAAAUAUAACCGUGUGUAAUAAUACUAGAUAUAAAAUUAAGUGCCAAGUGAUCACUCACACUUUGACAUCAAAUAAAGUGCCUUCAGAAAUAUAUUGGUGUGUGUCUUCUUGCUUCAAUGCUGAGUAGAUGUUAAUCUCAUACAAAAGAUAGAAAAAUGCAAAAAAAUAAUGAAAUAACUGAUGUAAGUAAUAAAUGCUGCUUUUUGUACUUUAUUUACUCAAAGUAAAUAAUAGCAGAUGAUGGAAAAAUAUGUUCAAUAGUAGUCCAACGUGUUUUGUCCCGGUUAGGGACAAUCUUUUACAAAAUGCUGGAUACAAAAAACAAAACAAAAAAACUCCCUAUAUACAUCACCCACUUAGUCCCAAUAGUUAUUCCACAGGUGGUUCCGUCUUCUUUCAGCGGUUGUUGGUUCAAUUCAGAUCACUUCCGGGUUUCGGGCACUCGACGUCGUCACGUGACAGCGCAAUGACAUGGGUUCCACCUUUUUUUAUUAGCAAUUAUAGUGGAAAGCGGAGAGGUUUGCAUAAAGUCCACAAAAAGCAGUUUCUAGGUGGACAUAUGGGUGGGGUAUAUACAAGAGGGAGUGACAAAAUAAUAAAAGGAGUUACUACUCCAUAGUAACAAACAAGCUUUAUUGACAAGAACAAAAAAAAAAAAAAAACAAAAAAAAAAACCACCAUCCAAGAUGAAACAUAAGUGGAUACAUACUUAUAUGCAUGUGUGUCCGUUUAAUGACACACUGCAUAGGAUAAUAUGUACACAGGGCCGGCCUUAGGGGUGUGCGAGCUGUGCGACCGCACAGGGCGCCAUGGAACAGGGGGCGCCCUGUGGCCGACACAGCUCACUCAUGGCCGGAGUGCAGGGGAGCUAAAAGAGGUACCUGGCUGGAGGAUUAAUUGUUCUCCACCCGGGUCUAUUUAAAAAAAAAAAAAAAAAAAAGAGGGGGCGGGGUUUACCGAGCGGCGGAGGCGGGGCUUAUCGAGAGGCGGAGACGGGGCUAAUACCUCCCGAAGCCCCUGCUGUACAGGAAGAGGGAAAGAUGCUUCCCCAUCAGCCAACUGCAUCCACUGGAAAGAGGUAAGUGUGUGUGUGUGACUGUUUGCCUGUUUGUGUGACUGUCUGUCUGUGUGUGUGUGUGACUGUCUGUAUGUGUGACUGCCUGCCUGUGUGCGUGUGACUGUGUGUGUGUGUGUGUGUGACUGUCUGUGUGACUGCCUGUCCUUGUGUGUGUGUGUGUGACUGUCUGUCUCUGUGUGUGUGUGACUGUCUCUGUGUGUGACUGCCUGUGUGUGUGACUGUCUGUCUGUGUGUGUGACUGCCUGUGUGUGUGACUGCCUGUGUGACUGUGACUGCCUGUCUGCCUGUGUGUGUCUGUCUGUAACUAUCUGUCUGUGUGUGACUGCCUGCCUGUGUGUGUGACUUUCUAUCUGUGUGACUGCCUGCCUGUGUGUGUAUAACUGUCUAUGUGUGUGUUACUGUGUGUCUGUCUGUGUGUGUGACUGCCUAUGUGACUGUCUGUCUGUGUGUGUCGCUGUAGCUGUGCCAUUGUUUGUGCCUGUAUGUGUGACUGCCUUUAACUGAGUGUGUGUGUACAUGCCUGUAACCGAGUUUAAAUUUCCCCCACCCCUUCCUGUCAAGGCCGCACUUUGACUGACAGACGCUCACUCACUGACAGACGCACACUCACUGACGACACAUACACACUCACUGACGACACACACACACUCACUGACUGACACAUACACACUCACUGACUGACACAUAUACACUCACUGACCAACACACACAUUCACUCACAGACACACACACAUUCACUUACAGACACACACAAUUACACACUUACAGACACACACACACACACACACACACACACUCACUUCAAAAUAAACACUCACAGACACACACACAGACAUUUCCACUAACACUCACAAACUAAUAUUUUUUACAUUUAUUUUAAAUCCACCCAGCCUCCCUGGGAAAGCUGGAGUGGAUUUCUUACCAGCAGUCCAGUGUGGCUGCUGGGCAGGCAGGCAGGGGGCGCACAGGCUGAGUAAGCAGCGCUUAGUGAUGCCGGGAGCCGGACUGACGUCAUAUUCUGGCUCCCGGCUUCAUUAAGCGGCGCAGAGGAAGCUGAGCAGGAAGAGCUCAGGUGAGUAUGCUCCUUCGCUGCCCGCUGCCAGCCUUGGGGGGGCUCAAAAGUGGCCAGCCGGUCAGCUCUUGAGCCCCCCAGGAUGCGAGGCAAGCAAGGGAUCUGCCUGGGGGUUUGGAGGGAUGCUUUUUUUUGCCGCCCCCUGCAAAGUGGCGCCCAAGGCAGAUGCCUUGUUUGCCUCGUGAUACACACGUCCCUGGUGCCUGUGUGUGUUACUGUAUUCAGGCAACUUGGUGGGAGGUGGGGGGGGCGCCGUGAAGACUUUUUGCACAGGGCACCUAAUUGCCUAAGGCCGGCCCUGUAUGUACAAGCCAAGAUGCUCCAACUAGACCCAUUAGGGAUGAAAAAAAACAUUAUACAAAUACCUAUCAAAAAUUAAAAGAUUAUAAAUUAGAGCAUACCCAAUACCCCUAAGAGACUAAAUAAAAGAUAUACAAGUCUCCUUUAGGGGCUGUAUUUUAAAGAAGAAAAAAAAAAGAACUUUCUCUUGGCUUGUUUACUAUUAUUGUAGAACAAAUAUAGGCAAAUUUAUAUACAUAGAUAAAAUAUACGUAAUGUAUAAAAGACAGAGAAAAAGAAAAUAAGAAGCAGAAAAGAAAGGAGUGAUUAUUCCAAAAAGCACCACAGAUCAAUAUCUGCAUUUAAUCCUCCUGGUUGUAAGUUUUUCAAUACAUUUAUCCAAUAAGUUUCUCGCUGUACUAGUUUUUUGAUAAGAUUACCACCCCUUCAAUGAUUAUUAAUUUUUUCUAAACCUACAUAGUCACUCAAUCUCAAUAAUCACUCCUUCCUUUUCUGCUUAUUUUCUUUUUCUCUGUCUUUUAUACAUUACAUAUUUAAAUUUGCCUAUAUUUGUUCUACAAUAAUAGUGAACAAGCCAAGAGAAAAGUUCUUUUUUUCCCUUUAAAAUACAGCCCCUAAAGGAGACAUUAUAAUAGAGAUAUAUAUAUAUAUAUAUAUAUAUAUAUAUAUAUAUAUAUCUAUCUCUUUUACUUAGUCUCUUAGGGGUAUUGGGUAUGCCCUAAUUUAUAAUCUUUAAAUUUUUAAUAGGUAUUAGUAUAAUUAAAAGGAGAUAUAUUUUUAUUUUAAUACAUAAAAAUUCUUUUAACUUUUUUUAGCAUUUUGUAUUAUGCUUCUUUCAUCCCUAAUGGGUCCAGUUGGAGCAUCUUGGCUUGUACAUAUUAUCCUAUGCAGUGUGUCAUUAAACGGACACACAUGCAUAUAAGUAUGUAUCCACUUAGGUUUCAUCUUGGAUGGUGUGUGUGUUUUUUUUGUUCUUGUCAAUAAAGCUUGUUUAUGUUACUAUGGAUUAGUAACGCCUUUUAAUUAUUUUGUAAAUACCCCACCCAUAUUUCCACCUAGAAACAGCUUUUUGCGGACUUUACGCAAACACCUCAGCUUGCCACUAUAAUUGCUAAUAAAAAUGAAGGUGGAACGCAUGACGUCAUUGCGCAUGUCACGUGACGACGUCGAGUGCCCGAAACCCGGAAGUGAUCUGAAUUGAACCAACAACAGCUGAAAGAAGACGGAACCACCUGUGGAAUAACUAUUGGGACUAAGUGGGUGAUGUAUAUAGGGAGUUGUUUUGUUUUGUUUUUUGUAUCCAGCAUUUUGUAAAAGAUUGUCCCUGACAGGGACGAAACGCGUUGGACUACUAUUGAACAUAUUUUUCCAUCAUCUGCUAUAAUUUACUUUGAGUAAAUAAAGUACAAAAAGCAGCAUUUAUUACUUACAUCAGUUAUUUUAUUUUUUUGCAUUUUUCUAUCUUUUGUAUGAGAUUAACAUCUACUCAGCAUUGAAGCAAGAAGACACACACCAAUAUAUUUCUGAAGGUACUUUUUUGAUGUCAAAGUGUGAGUGAUCACUUGGCACUUCAUUUUAUUUCUAGUAUUAUUACACACAGUGUUGCACUAUGCUAUAUUUUUACUUCCCUAGCUGGAAUAGCCCUAUACUAUACAAAUAGGAAGUAACAGAAUGGUCGACUAAAUGAGUCAGUGGGUUGUAACAAGGUUAAUUCUUAAAAAGUGACAAUUUCUUUUGAACAGUAUGUCCUCUUUAGCUUGCUGAAAUGCAUUGGAAAAUAAAGCAAAAGUCCUUUAGGAGUCCUGAGUGUCCCUUUAAGGGCAUUUCUUAAUUUUGAAAUGUCAGCUGUUUAUUAGCUAGUUACCCAAUUUGGUAUCCUUACACAUGGCAAUCCCACAUAAUGAUCCCAUGUUUGUGUUAUAUUGAGUGUUUUGGAAUUUCAAAUAAUUUCUCAUGAAAUUCCCAUAAAGAAUUUUUAUUCACAGUAAGUUAUGUAACUACAGUAUUGUAGCUGCUCCCUUUAUAUCUUUAGUUGCUAAAUAGAUAUUAAAAACGUUUGCUUGUAUUUAGAUCAUAUUAGACUCCAACAUAUUUCUGUAACUCCUGUUCAUCAAAACACAAAACUCACAAAAUAUAUAUAUAUAUAUUUUUUUUUUUACAAGUUAAGGCAUUUAUUAGAAAAAAAUAACUCACAGCAAUGUUUAAAGAAACAUUUUACAAUAGAUUCUGCCUCCUAGUCAUUUAAAAAACAAAAACAAACAAAAAACACACACACCAUGGUCAUGCCUGUUCGACUUUACAAAGAAUAAGAAUUAUUCAGAAUAGAUAUAUCAAAUAAAAUAAAAAAGUGCUUACACAAAAUCUCAAUAAAAUAAACAUUACAUCUGAAAUAAAUAUGUACAAAAUUACAAAACUGAAAAGUAAUUCAGGCACCCCCAAAAAAAUAAAAUAUGCAUAUAAAAAAAAAUAAUAAUUGUAAAAAUUGACUUGGCUUAAUAGGAGCAAUUAAUGUUGUCCUACCAACACCUCUUCAAACCAGGAAGAAUAAUAUAAUUAGAUACAUGAAUUCCUCAUAUUCACUGUAAGAAUGACCGUGUCCCUAGCAAUCUAUGAGAUUGAUAUAUUAACAGUACAGCUAUAAUCUUCCACAUUUAUAAGGCUGUAUGUUUAGCUUGUACUGUGCAACAUAUGUAUAGCUUUGAGCAUGCACAUUAAAAUGGAGUGUUCUUACCAUAACCACUACAUUAUGUUGCCUAGAGAGCCUUGGCACCAUCAUCUGGCUUCAUAUCAAAUGCUUAGGAGCAGUGUGAUAUAAACCUGGGAAUUUUUUGUUUUUAAAUUAAAUGGUGAAGAGGCACAUUAGCUACCAUAACCACUAGUGAGCUUAGUGCACCAUAUUACUUUAAGUUCAUCUGAGCAGUGACCUAGGUCAUCCAAGUUUAGCAUAUGAGCUUGUAUAUAAUGCAAAGACAGGGGUCUGGAGUAUAUUUAAAAUAGUAUUAAAUGAGGGCUAGGGACACAUGAGAUUUGUCCCCCACAGGGCCAUUUUCUUACCCGUACAGGAUAUACAAACAAAAAAGAAAGAAAUUUGUAUAUAUCUCAACCGUAAUCACAUUUCACUGAAUGAUGUAUUAAUUCAAACAAAAGGGAAUAUAAAAAAAAAUAUAAAAAGCGUUCAUUCUUCCACUUGGAAUUCUUAAACAAUGCUGGCCAAAUUAGCCAAAAUGGAUUUGUAGAACUUUAAACUAGAGUUAGUUUAUUUUAUUUCCUUGACAAAUCCCAUGGCAUAUGCUUUAUUAAAUGUCCAUGAGCACCAAAUUUGAGAAUAUAUUUUAUAUAUAUAUAUAUAUAUAUAUAUAACCAAAAGUGAAGGGAGCACACUAGGACUGCUUCUGAGUGGCAAAAAAAUAGUCUUUACUGUAUUAUAAAAUAAUACAUGUCCUGUGCAGAAUACAGACAAUCGACGUUUCGACCCUCCUGGGGUCUUUAUCAAGAUCACGAACUUGAACUCGUUUGAAUAAGUUUGAGGAGGAGUGCCUUGCCUAUCUACUAUUGUACAUUAUAUAUAUAUAUAUAUAUAAAAAUGUAUCCAGGUACAUAGAUAAGUGCUCUAGUUUUCAUUACUAUAUCAAUACUACAGUAUAAAGGAGAAAAAUACAUUUAUAUAUACACACACACACACACACACACACACACACACACAGUAUAAAACCAAAAAAAGUGCAUGCUCAAUUGGCAAAUAAAUACAGUUUACAGUGAGAAAUACAAUCUGAAAAAAAAAAAAAGAAAUGUAAUUAUAUAUAAAAAACAUAGCCACAUCUGUACACAGGGCUAAAUUUGUCCACUCACCUACUAGCCAUUGGAGAGUAAAAAUUUAGCCUUGGCAAGUAGAAAUUCUCCCCUUGUAUUCAAGGCUUGCAGUGGCAAGUUACUUUUUGGCCUGUCUUGUAGCAUAGGACCUGAAAUUUUGAGCCCUGCAUAUAUUUACACACUUUAGUAUUUAUGUAGACCAGGUAUAGGCAACCUUCAGCACUCCAGAGGUUAUGGACUACAUCCCCCAUAAUGCUGGCAAAGCAUCAUGGGAGGUGUAGUCCAAAACAUCUGGAGUGCCAAAAGUUGCCUAUGCCUGAUGUAGACGUAUGUCUUUGCCCCCCGCCCUCCCAAAAAAAGAAUGCUACAGUGUUGCGUCUAACAUACAUGAAGUUAAACCAAACACUACAGAGUAUUCUUUCGCUAAUAUUAUACACAAUACCGUUUAAUAAGACAGUAAUAAUAUGAACUAAAAAUAAAAGCAAGAUUAAUGGAGGGAUGGAGAACAAACGAAAAGGCAGUGUGGGCAGUAACCGUUCUGAGCAGCCAAAGUAUUCGUGCACAUUAGAGGAAUGUUCCAGCGAAUCUGGGUUGCAUUUUACCCAAUACCUUUAAAAAGAACACUAUAUAUAGAAUAUAUAAAAUCCCUGAGUGUUAAUUUAUAUCUUAUAUUUAAACAUCUGUAUAAGGCUCAGCACUGUAUUUCAAAAAAGUAAACUAGCUUUUGUUAGCUAAUUGUAUCUUGGGAAAUAGUCAAUUGGGUUAUUUAAAGAGGACAAUUCAAAAUUAGUUUUGAUUAGUUUUUGUCCUGACCUGACUGACAUUCUCCAUUUCCACCUCCUUGUUAUAUAUUGAAAACAACCUCAAUAACCUGGAAUGGGGCAAAAAAAAAAAAAAAAUAAAAUAAAAUCCCAAAAAACACUCCACACAUGUAUCAUACAGAACACUGUACCAAAUGAGCAUGUCACAAGAACAUUACCUCCUUCCCCCAAAUAAUCUCUUAUUAGAUUAUCUUUGGCAGCAGAAAGACCAGAAAUUUGGCAAGUCCAUUAGCCGUAAUCUUUCAGUACAAGCAAUAGUUUAUUUUCCUGUAUUGCUUUUGGAUCCUUAUUCGGUUCCCUUUUUUCCUUUUGGCACAGACCUGGUACCUCCUAAUUUAAUGAAGGGUACUAUACGAUGAGGCAUUGAUAGCUGCCUCCUCUGUGCCUUCUUCACUGUACAGAUACUUGAAUCCAUCAUAAAACUCUGUCUCCAUUAUAUCCUGAUGAGCUGACUCUGAAGCACUGGUGAGAGGAUCUUGAAAAGGCUUGCUCAUUUUUUGUCUAACGACAGUCACAGCCUGUGCAUUGCACCCUUCAGGAGAAGAUAUAUUAGCCCUUUUCUUUGACCGAACAGCUUUGCUAGUAGAAAUAAAAACAUACACGGAGUUGGAUGGCAUUAGCCUUUCAAGGUGACGGUCAAUCAUUUCCUUACAGUUGAUAAAAUCUGCAUUUUCAAUCUGAAAAGAGAAAAUCAAAAUUGCUAAAUUAGGUCAGUUAAAAUUCCUUAACCCCUUAAGGACUAAACUUCUGGAAUAAAAGGGAAUCAUGACAUGUCAAACAUGUCAUGUGUCCUUAAGGGGUUAAAGAGGUUUAGUUAGUUAGCCAUAUGUAAUCAUUACAGGAUUGCCUCAAAUCAAGACAGGUAUUCAUAAACAGUCUUACCUUUUUCUAAAAGUUUAGAAUCUUUGUUUCUAAAGGUCAUAUUUUCCUCAAUCCAUAUACUUUUCUUCACUCAUCUGACCAGAGACUACUUAAAGGAACACUAUAGGGUCAUGAACAAACAUGUAUUCCUGACCCUAUUGUGUUAAAACCACCAUCUAGCCCCCCAAAUCCCCCUUGCCUUACUAAAUAUAGUAAAAUCUUGUUUUCAAAUCUGCAGACAUCAUCAGAAGUGGUGGUCUGAGCCAAUCACAAUGCUUCCCCAUAGAUUGGCUGAGACUGUCAAGAAUGCAGACCAGGGGCAGAGCCAGCACAAGUCAAACACAGCCCUGGCCAAUCAGCAUUUCCUCAUAGAGAUAAAUUGAAUCAAUUAAACUCUAUGAGGAAAGUUCAGCGUCUCCGUGCAGAGGGUGGAGACACUGAAUGACAGUGCCCCAGGAAGCACCUCUAGCAGCCAUCUGAAGAGUGGCCAGUGGAGUCAUCACUAAGCUGUAAUGUAAACACUGCAUUUUCUCUGAAAAAAACAGUAUUUACUGCAAAAUGCCUGAAGGGAAUGAUUCAACUCACCAGAACAAAUGCAAUAAGCUGUAGUUGUUCUGGUGACUACAGUGUCCCUAUAGUGCAGUUUCCCAAUCACAGCGCCAGGCAAAUUAGGUUAACCACUUAAGGACACAUGACGUGUGACAUGUCAUGAUUCCCUUUUAUUUCAGAAGUUUAGUCCUUAAGGGGUUAAGCAGCAGAUGAUCAAAUAACAGUAAAGUCUAUUUUGAGCUGUCUGAGUAGCCAUUUUAGUCUUUCUGCUGACCUAACUCUUACAACAUAAGCACACAAAUACUAAAAAAAGUAAUUUUUUUGGAGACAAAAUAUGAUAUAUCUAUAUAGAUAUAUCAGGUCUUGACAAAUUUGCUUUGAAUCUAGGAGCCAACUUUAAUAAAAAAAAUAAAUAAAAAAAAAAUAAAAGUUAGGAGCCAUUUUUUUUUCCCAAUGACAAAAAUACAAUUCUUAAAGGAACACUAUAGUCACCAGAAGCACUGUAGCUUAAUGUAGCAGUUCUCGUUUCUAGAGCCUGUUCCUGCAGGCUUUUCAAUUUAAAACACAGCCUUUGUAAAGAAACACUGAUUUCAUUGCAUCUCUGGGAGAAGAUGCCAAUUGGAGCAGCAUUUUGCCGUUCAUGCUCAAUAGCUUCCCAACACAUUCCUAUGGAAAAGCAUUAAAUUGGCUGAGAUCAAGAUUGAUAAUUCAGUUAUGAGGCGAGCUAGCUGCAGCGACGCUGGCACACCAUUUGAAAAAGGUAAGUAAAAACCACCAUUCCCAUGUGAUUGGAGGUGAGCUGGUGACCUAAAUCUACACAUUGACAGACACAAUAUUUUUUAUUAUUUGAUAGUCAGAUAGAUAUACACAUACAGAUUCAUAGAUAGACACAGACAAAUACACAUACAAAUAUACACAGAGAAAAAAUAAAUAAAUACAUAAUUUUAUCCACCCUCCUGUUUCCUACCUUGUGGGCAAAGGAGGGAGGCUUUCGUGUGGUCUAGUGGGAUUGGGCAGCAGCAUGUUACAGUGGGGCUGGAUGCGGCUGAUGGGAGUGAGCUGGCGCUGGUCCAGACUCCCCUCCUUUAUCCCCGUGCAGCUCUCUGUGCGCUUGGGAUGAAGAUCGGGAACUGAACUACUUUUUAAAAUUUUAAAUUCAAUAGAAUUCCUGACAAUUCAGUAGUGCUCACCCUUGUUUAAUAGCAUUAACUAGUUAAAUACACUUCAGAAAUAUACAAACAAAACAGGGUUAUGGUUUAAAAAUGUUAGGCCAGACAUUUUAGUGGAUCACCCUAAAACAGAUUUUCUUUACACAUAUUCACUGCCACAGCCAUUUGGCUCUGGGUGAAAAUGAAAAACAUCCUUAUCCAAGCUUGAUCAUAUUAGGACAAUUAUUUGGUAUCUUUUCUCUGUAAAGCGGAUUACUUACAAUUUAGGACAGUAAAAUACUCAAAAGGUUUCUGAAACUUGCCAUAUUGGAAGCUUCCUCCCACCAGCCAUAAAUUGCAUUAGACCAGUUUCAGCUUCCUUUCAUACUCAGUCAGGUGCUCCUCCCCUAUACCACAAUUUAUUCCUAUUGCAUUUUCUAACAUACAGUUUUGCACACUAUGGCAUCAAAUUGACUAAGUCCAACAUGUCACAUAGCCGUUUGCUUGGUUAAACCACAAGGAGGUGAGAAUGCAAGUUUCCAGCCUUUGCAGCUACUAACCGAUGUUAUACACGGUUGAUCGUGUUUUAUGUAUAAAUUAUAGAGCAGAGGAACAACUACUAUCCCCUUGAGAUUGCAGCCCUUCUGCAAUGAUGUGAUGAUAAUGUGACAACGCAGUGCAACACUUUCAUGCUUACCUUUGAUUUCUUCAACAGCUCAGAAGUAAUCGGGAACCAAUCAGCAGUCAUCAACUCCAACUCCAAGCUGAUGAUUACCAAAGCUAAUGUGGAGCCUUUAAAUUGCAAUAACUGGUGGCAAGCCAUGCAGUGCUGCACCUGUCUAGUCAAGAGUGCAACAUGGCGAGAGGGAUUCAUUUGAGGAUGGCCAUGGAAGAACGAAGGCCAAAGGGACAUCACCAUGGCAUGAAACUGAUACAAAAAAAAUAAUUAUAUAUUAAUGUCUUUGGUCAAUUGUCUACCAUUCAUGUAUCCUCCUGACCAAAU